UGAGUCCCAGUCAGGAGACAUACCUGCUCAGACACUAUGAGUACAGUCUGCAUCCUCCUGGGACUCCUCCUGUACAGUGUGGCCACCUGGGCUACUGAGCCAGCAGGUUAGUGGGUACAGCUGUACCAGCAGGGUAACAGGUAUGGGAAGCAUGGUACCUGGACAAGGAUGUAGGGGAUAUACAGGAAUGACUGACAGUGUGCUCUAACCAUGAGACUGUACCUUAUCCCCAUAACUCCUGCUGCUUUAAAUGGAUCUAAUGCUGUUUUUCUCAUGAAUUAAAAGGACAUUACAGACCCCUAAAGCACUUUACCUUGCUGAAGGAGUGAAGAGUCUUUUUAUCCUUUACAAUAAGUGCACUUGUCACUUUUAUAAAUUAACCUUGUUACACCCCCUGGCUGUCAAUCAGACAACUCGUCCUGUUACUUCCUGGUUUGUUUAGCUCAGUGGAACUAAACUUUGUAUAUAGCUCUAAUUAAAUAAAAUGCAGACAUGUUAUCAUUGGAGGUGUAACUACUAAACAGUGUUUUUUUUUGUUUUUUUUGUUUGUGUCAUGAAAUGUCCAAUUAAAAGAUAUCUGCAUAAAAUCUCAUGAUCUAUUUCUGCCGUGUGUAACUGUCCCGCUGUCUGUACCUCCCGUGUAUAACUGUCUCGCUGUCUGUACCUCCCGUGUAUAACUGUCUCGCUGUCUGUACCUCCCGUGUGUAACUGUCCUGCUGUCUGUACCUCCCGUGUCUAACUGUCCCGCUGUCUGUACCUCCCGUGUGUAACUGUCUCGCUGUCUGUACCUCCCGUGUGUAACUGUCCCGCUGUGUGUACCUCCCGUGUGUAACUGUCCCGCUGUGUGUACCUCCCGUGUGUAACUGUCUCGCUGUCUGUACCUCCCGUGUGUAACUGUCCCGCUGUGUGUACCUCCCGUGUGUAACUGUACCGCUGUGUGUACCUCCCGUGUGUAACUGUCCCGCUGUCUGUACCUCCAGUGUGUAACUGUCUCGCUGUGUGUACCUCCAGUGUGUAACUGUCCCGCUGUGUGUACCUCCCGUGUGUAACUGUCUCGCUGUCUGUACCUCCCGUGUGUAACUGUCUGUGACGAGACCAAUCUCGCCACAUUGCAUUGGAGAAGCCUAUUUGCCAGCCUCCUUCCACAUGACUAUGGCCCCUGGCACAUGACUAUGGCCCCCACUUUUAUUGGGUGUGUAUGGCCCUUUAAGACAGCCAGUGGGCAUAUUGUGGCUUAUGGAUUCUCUAUGGGACUGGUGCUGGCCCUUUAAACACCUUUUGGGACAUCAGGAAGAUUGGGACACUGCCCCUUUAAGAUGGUGUCCCCAGACUUGUUUGGGACACUGCCCCUUUAAGACGGUGUCCCCUGUGUCCCCAGACCUGGUGCAAACCCUUUGUGCCUGGCUAUUUCCCACUUGGUUCAGUAAAUGGGGAUUACUGAACCAAGUACCACACAGGCAGACCACCCAGAAGUGGAAGUGUGCAGGCAAUUUACCUCCCAGAAGCUUCGGUUAACUGCACCUUAAUUGACAAUGCUGGGUGGCCUUUGUUUGUUUGCCGAACACGUGGCGGCGGCCAUCUUUGUUAAUGCGAACGAGGUCAGCGGUAUGUGUAGCCAAAUUCAUGGAACUAAAAUCGGCUACACAUUUCCGCGAACACCGCUGAGCUCUACCUUCUCCCAUACUGAUUUUACAGCUGCAGAGACUGUCCGAUUCGGCGAUGGGACUUAGUCGUUUUUUCAGCCUGAAAUAGACCGACCGCACAGCCCAGAUCUAUGGAAUUGUUUUGGGAAGGAAAAUGUGCUUGCGGUCGGUCAUAAAGGGACCUCCAGCUAACUUUUUAACCCCUGGAUGGAUUUGGCUGAUUUUUGGUUAUGUUUAUGUUUAAAGUGUGCUGAUUAAUAAUAUGUAAUAAUGAAGAUUGGAUGUGUAGUUUUAAAGUUAUAGUACAUGUAUAAAAAAUGUAUUUUUCCUGCUUGUGAUAAUUUAUGUUAAGCAUUGUGUGCCAUAAUUAGAUCACAGGCAGAGGGGAGGAUUUUUGUGUGUAAUUGCCGGGAGUGUUUCUGUAAUGUACGUUUAUGAUUGGUUGUUGUGUAAAACCCUGUGGGCGGUACUAAUGUGUAUAUAAGGAUAAUAAACCCACAGGUCUGUCUGUUCACUGCUUGACUCUCAACACGGAGCUUUGUCUCGUUCUUGGGGGGGAUUUAUUGUAUGCUGUUCCAUUUUGACUGCUAGGAGUGUAAACCUAUUCGUAUGGUUUUUCCUAUUCGGCUGUUUACAGCAUUCGUAUGGUUUCCUGUUCGGCGGAUUGGUGUUCUGCAGUAGCUGUGCCUGUGUCUCUGGAAGGGGACAAUCGCCUAAACGGUUUUAACCCCUUGUGUGCUGAAACGGUCCGUUACACUGUCUGUACACAUCCUGUGCUCGUUUUAUUGAUAGACUGGGCCAUACACACAUCCAUUGCUCUGUGCUCGUUUAUUGAUAGACUGGGCCAUACACACAUCCAUUGCUCUGUGCUCGUUUUAUUGAUAGACUGGGCCAUACACACAUCCAUUGCUCUGUGCUCGUUUUAUUGAUAGACUGGGCCAUACACACAUCCAUUGCUCUGUGCUCUUUUUAUUGAUAGACUGGGCCAUACACACAUCCAUUGCUCUGUGCUCUUUUUAUUGAUAGACUGGGCCAUACACACAUCCAUUGCUCUGUGCUUUUUUUAUUGAUAGAAUGGGCCAUACACACAUCCAUUGCUCUGUGCUCGUUUAUUGAUAGACUGGGCCAUACACACAUCCAUUGCUCUGUGCUUGUUUAUUGAUAGACUGGGCCAUACACACAUCCAUUGCUCUGUGCUCGUUUAUUGAUAGACUGGGACAUACACACAUCCAUUGCUCUGUGCUCGUUUAUUGAUAGACUGGGACAUACACACAUCCAUUGCUCUGUGCUCGUUUAUUGAUAGACUGGGACAUACACACAUCCAUUGCUCUGUGUUCGUUUAUUGAUAGACUGGGACAUACACACAUCCAUUGCUCUGUGCUCGUUUAUUGAUAGACUGGGACAUACACACAUCCAUUGCUCUGCGCUCGUUUAUUGAUAGACUGGGCCAUACACACAUCCAUUGCUCUGCGCUCGUUUAUUGAUAGACUGGGCCAUACACACAUCCAUUGCUCUGCGCUCGUUUAUUGAUAGACUGGGCCAUACACACAUCCAUUGCUCUGCGCUCGUUUAUUGAUAGAAUGGGCCAUACACACAUCCAUUGCUCUGUGCUCGUUUAUUGAUAGAAUGGGCCAUGCACACAUCCAUUGCUCUGUGCUCGUUUAUUGAUAGAAUGGGCCAUACACGCAUCCAUUGCUCUGUGCUCGUUUAUUAAUAGCAUAGUUAGUUCCACUGUAGUAACCAUGGACAAUUACUAAAAAGAUAUAAGCCUAAAUAAUACAGCUCAUCUGAAAGAGCAUUAUUGGGAGAGAGAAGAUAAAAUGGAAGAAGAAUACAGAAAAAAGGAGCAAAUCCAUUAGUCUGCAUCAGACAACUCCUUCUCUGAUACUCUAUUGUAGAACGUAGGUUAAACUGAAGGUAGGCCUGAUGGACAUCCCGAGAAAUUGAAGUGGAGAGGUUUCAGGCAGCUAUAACUUAUAAGUAUAUCCCAAACAAUAUACAAUUGAUAAAUAAUAUAAAAAGCAAUAGUACUUAGCUUAUAAAGAUGUAUGACAGCCUCCCUAGGUCGUUACCCAAACAAGCGACCUAUAUCAUAUAUAGUAUAAACCAAAACAGAGAAGAUUCGGGAUAUGGCUGUGUAAAUCUACAGAGAAAGCAUAAAACAAAACAUAGUGUGAUAUUGUUAUAAAACACAAUAUUUCAUGCGCAGUAAUCUUGUGCACUCACAGGAUGUAGGCAGUAAAAGCUUAAAAUGUGGUAAUAUUGCCAGGAGGCACACAAGAAGUGACCCUGUCCACUCCUGUGGACAGAAGCUGAUUGAUCUCCCUAGGAGGGCUUUAAUAUCUCCCUCCAUACGAGGGUUUGCUUCUUCCUCACUAGAGGAAGGAUUAUUAAGGCUCCAGCGAGGAUUCCUCAAGGGGCAUUUUAGCUGCCAGCCUACUUGGACCUCGCAUCAGAAAAUCUCCAAUAUCUUGGGAUCCCUUAGACAUCGAAACCUUCUUAGAUCGUCUCCCCAUAAUAUCUUUUGUAAGUCUGAGUAAGUCAAGAGGCCAAAAUUUCAGUAAAAUCUAAAUAUGUGCAAUUAGUUUUGUUCCAAACGUACAUUCGGACGCAAUUCAGAUGCUAAUGAAUGUCCGAAGUUCUGAAAUGCUUCGGAUUUCUGAAAAGUGUCAAAACGAGAGAGGAAGGGCAAAUUACGUGAAUGAUGAAAGGAAUCUUGACCAAUAAGCGAAUUCCCGGCACUGGGAGCCCUAUAGAUGUGUAAGGAGUUGGGAUGACAGUCCUGGCACUUGGAGCCCUAUAGAUGUGUAAGGAGUUGGGAUGACAGUCCUGGCACUUGGAGCCCUAUAGAUGUGUAAGGAGUUGGGGUGACAGUCCUGGCACUUGGAGCCCUAUAGAUGUGUAAGGAGUUGUGGUGACAGUCCUGGCACUUGGAGCCCUAUAGAUGUGUAAGGAGUUGGGGUGACAGUCCUGGCACUUGGAGCCCUAUAGAUGUGUAAAUGGUUGGCGUGGCAGUCCUGGCACUGGGAGCCCUAUAGAUGUGUAAAUGGUUGGCGUGGCAGUCCUGGCACUGGGAGCCCUAUAGAUGUGUAAGGAGUUGGGGUGACAGUCCUUGCACUUGGAGCCCUAUAGAUGUGUAAGUGGUUGUGUUGGCAGUUCUGGCACUGGGAGCCCUAUAGAUGUGCUAGUGGUUGGGGUGGCAGUUCUGGCACUGGGAGCCCUAUAGAUGUGCUAGUGGUUGGGGUGGCAGUCCAGGCCCUGGGAGCCCUAUAGAUGAGUAAGUGGUUGUGGUGGCAAUUUUGGCACUGGGAGCCCUAUAGAUGUGUAAGUGGUUGGCGUGGCAGUCCUGGCACUGGGAGCCCUAUAGAUGUGCUAGUGGUUGGGGUUAGACUUUCCAUGAGAUAGGUAUUAAAUAAUAAAAAGAAAGGUGGAGAUUUACCAAAAUGUUCUGUUUAUCCUGUUUCACAUCAUCCGUAUUCAUUAACCCAAAAUUGGACAACAACCAGCAAAUCCAGAAAAAACUUUAUGGAACCCAACAAGCUGUACCUCAACAACAGACUUUAUGCUUUUCCAUAAGGUAUUUCCUUAAUAAAAAAAUAACAAGUUAAUUUGACAGUGAAAUAAUUGUGUUUGUAAAAAGCAACGUCUGUGCUGGUCAAAUCUCUGAUCUCAAUGGACCAUUCAAUAUCAUUAUCACUUAAUUCCAGUAGGUAGUAAAUCAGUCUGAAUUCAAUGUAUCCCCAAUUUGUUAUUUAUAUAAUUACACGUGGAUUAACUCGUUCUUUUUCUAUCGCCCUCUAAACCUCUUCUUUUCCUUCAGUCACCACAAUCUAUUCUACUGACUUUGAUUAUUGACCUCGUUAUCUCCAUUCUUCAGAUUUAGAUUUACUCAAUGUGUGUCCUCCGUUUGAUCCCUCCAUCUGUCCACUGGCCAAACCAGAGCCUGAUGAGUGUAAAUUCGACAGUCCGUGUCCAAGUGGCAAAAAAUGCUGUUGCUCCAACUGUGGCUGGAAAUGUGUAACCCCCGUGCAAGGUAAGAUAGAGUAAUUUAUACUUCUGGUAAAACAUUAUUUGUCGUUUUGAGAUUCAUAAACUAUAGAGAUCUCAGAAACCAGGAACUGGGAUAUAUACAGCAGGGUAACAAAUCACAAUUUCAUGAGUGUCCUGAACCCCUUCUGGGAGACCAAGCAGUUCCUUAAAAUAUCUAAUUUGCCACAAAUAUCUAUUUAUUUAUAAAAUAUUUUACCAGGAUGGAUACAUUGAGAUUUCUCUCAUUUUCAAGUAUGUCCUGGGUCCACAAAACAUUGCAUUGAUACAAUAUAUAAAUACAUACACACACACACACACACACACACACACAGAGACCCAUGCAGACACGCUGACCCAUACAGACUGAUACAUACUGUAAUGGCACCCUCAGGCAUAAAAGGGGUUAAAAGCCGUUUAAGAGAGAUUCCCCUUCCAGAUAUACAGGCAGCUACCAAAGACACCAAUCCGCCGAACAGGAAACCAUAUUAAUGCCGUAAACAGCCGAAUAGGAAAAACCAUACGAAUAGGUUUAGACUCCUAGCAGUCGAAGUGGAACAGCAUACAAUAAAUCCCCCCCUCCCCCCCUCAAGAAUGAGACAAGGCUCCGUGUUGAGGGUCAAAACAGGAACAGACAGAGCUGUGGGUUUAUUGCUCUUAUAUACACAUUCUUACACAUUAGUACCACCCACAGGGUUUUGUAAAACAACCAAUAAACACAUACAAUACACUCAGACACUCCCACACAAAAUCCUCCCCUCUGCCUGUGAUACAAUUACCUUACACAAUGGGUAAUGGAAUUAUCACAGGCAGAGAAAUAGUUUUUCCACAUUAUUCAUAAUUUUAAAAGUAUGCAUCACAUUCACAUAAAAUUUUCAGAAUCAGCAUACUCCAAAUGCAAACAUACGUCAAAAUCAUACAAAUUCGUCCAGUGGUUCAAAAGAUAGAUCGUAGUCCUUUGUGACCAAAUGAAGCAUGGCUUUUCUGCUCAAAACCAGUUCCACAGAGUCUUCUAUCCUGGAGAUAAUUGGGAAGUAAUCCAAUUAUCUCCAAGGACAGAGGCAAAACUCCAUUGAACACAUGGCAGCAAAAGACAAUAAAAUACAUAAAAAUAUAUAACUGUGCAGCCAUUGCAUAAAACAGGUACAUUCCACAUAUCCCCAGAUAGCUCAGGUCUGAGCACACAUUAUUACUGAAUGGCGCUCAGACCACACACAUACAGUUCAAUUGCCAUGGAGCCAAAGUCUUUCCCAUAGUCUUUCAUUAUACGAAUGGACUCCAUGGCAUAGCUAUCUGGGGUAUCACCGCUCAAACAGGGCAAGCACCGAAUGACCCAGCUUUCGUGUCUUUGCAGGGGAAAAUCAAGCGUUUCAACAUAGUCUAAAGGCAGCAGGCGGGCAACCAACUCCUCCAAUGCACAGUGGCAAGAUUGGUCUUGUCACACAUACAUACACUGAUUCAUUAAGACUGCACACAUUUCCAUAUAUACACACACAGACCCAAGCAGACUAACAUACACAAACAUGCUGACUGAAGCAUACUGACACACAUUCUAUGGAACACACUGUGCAUGCUCUCUUACCUUUAUUGCACUUUGCUCUUCAUUCAUGCCUUCUUUACUGCGCCUGGCGGCCGACACUCUUUACAGUGUUGUCUGCAUACAUGUGUACAGUUAAGGAUUUGCAUUAGUUAGAUAGAUCAUUUAUAAAUAAUGUGAAUAGAUGGGGGUAGAGUAUGGAGCCUUGGGGAACAUCACACAUGACUGGAAGAGGGAGGGAAGUGCUAUCAGAAAUGACCACAUAUUGUAAUCGGUCUGAAACUUACGAUCGAAACCCGGUUAGCGGACAAUCGCCAAUGCCUGAGUUUUUAAAGUUUUUGCAAAAGAAUGCCAUAGUCUACUGUGUCAAAGGCCUUGGCAAAGUCAAGGAAAAUAGCUCCAGUUAAGUCUCCUUGUUCCAUGCCAAUUCGGAUGUCAUUGCAAACUUUUAAGAGGGCAGUCGAAGUUGAGUGAUUUGGACGAAAGUCUGAUUGAUCAGGGGUCAGAUAAUUUGAUUUGUGAUAAUAUUCACACAGUUGCGAGUGGACACAUUUCCCCAAGAUUUUUGACAAUACCGGGAGCAAUGAUAUCGGGCGAUAGUUAGAUACCAAAGUAUUGUCACCACUUUUAUGGAUAGGUACAACUUUUGCAGUCUUCCAAAGUUUGGAUAUGUAUCCAGACACCAGGGAUUCAUUGAUAAGGGUAGUGACAGAUUGAGAAAUAGCUGGUGCACUGAGCUUCAGCAACAUUGCUGGGAUUAGAUCAGGUCCAGAUUGGUUUUUCAUUAUUAAAGCAUUAAGAUGUUUAUUAACGACAUUAACAAGCAUAGGUCUAAAAUUUAAUUUAUCUAUGUGAGGAUUUUGAAGAUUUGGCAGAGCCUGGUAUUUAUUUGCGGUCUGAGAAUGAGUGUCAUUUGUUAUCUUAGCAACCAGGGGGUAGCACAUCCAACAAAAUAAUUAUUAAAGGCGUUCGCUACAUCUAGGGGGUGUUGCAGUGUUUGGUUGUCCAUUUUGACAGUGGAGGGUUGGGAGUGGAUUGUGGGGGUUUGUUUGCUAUUUAUGAUUUUCCAGAAGUUUCUUCUGAUAAGUUGUUGUUCAAAUCUUCACUGAAAUAUCGGGCCUUUGCCCUUUUUGUUUGCUUUGUGCAUGCAUUUUGCCAUUGUCUGUAAGUACAGUGAUCGUUCAUGGAGUCAGUACGCUUUGACCACAGUGAAUCUCUAAACUGGUACAUUGGAAUGAGGUUAGCUGUGACCCAGGGCAGGUGUGUCCCUUUUAGUCGCACUUUAUGCAGAGGGGCAUGCAAAUUCCAAACACGCAAGAGCACGGACUGAAAAAAUGCAAUUGCAGAGUCUAGAUCUGGUAUUGGACCGAAUCUGUGCCAUGGUAUGUUCUUGAGAUCAUUUAAAAAGGAUUUAAGAUUACAUUUUUUGAAAGACCUGGUGAUUAUAAUCUUGGGAGGGGAUAUGGUGGCCUUUAUUUUGCGUGUGCAGUACACUAGACAGUGGUCACUGAAACUGUUAGGGAGAACUCCCGCCUCCUGGAUUCUAUCAGGACAACUGGAGAGAAUUACCAGAUUUUACUAAUUUCAUGACGUAAAUUCAUGAUUUUAUAGAGGACACGGAGGCGAGUAUUAUGCUUAUUCUCUUUCUUUAUUCCUCAGCAGCAAAAGAAAGAGAUACUGUAUAUAUUCAACACAAUUUAAAUGUAAUUUACCCCAAAGGGUUAACCACAUAUAACACAUUAACCAAUGAGAGUGUCCCUAUCUUAAAAAUGUCGCAUGUGACCUUGAGCCACUCCUCUUUCUUUUGAUGUUGUCGACGAACACUUCCUCAAACAGAAAAACGAUGUAGUCAAUAAAGUGCAGAACGUGAUUUCCAUAAACUUAUAGCAACGGGCUCCGGAUGCAACAGGCAACCUUCUGCUUGAACUUGUAUGGGCAGGCAUGGACCAGGAUGACAACCCAAUUAGGAGGCUGGAAGACAAAGAAAUGAAAUGGUAAAAUACGUUCUUGGAUCUUAUUUCCAUAUUAUAUUACGAUCCUAUCUACCAAAACCCAAUUUGUCAUUUCAGUACUAGUCAUCAGGUGAAAGAACAAAAUCACAUUAUUACACAACUCGUGCCCCAUUACAUGACAGUAUAUUCACAGGAUAGGCGCAACUUGGAUUGGGUGGGAUAAUACUUGCCUCCGUGUCCUUUAUAAAAUCAUGACUUUACGUCAUGAAAUUAGUAAAAUCUGGUAAUUUUAUUAAAGGACAUGGAGGCUCUUAUUAUGCUAGUUCAAAGCUGGGGAAAAAUGAGAAAUUGGUCGGAAAUAAAAUUCUCGGAACGUAGAUUCUCUGGACCAAUCAGCUGCACGGAGGAGGUCUUCUAGCCUACAACCUAGAGAAAAGGCCUUUGAUGCCAUAGCACAUAGGUUGGAGGAAAGCAUCCGUCGCCAGAGCUCCGGCCUCCAGCUGAAAAGUUUUGGCAAAUGUGUGUUCAAGCGUGAUGCAAAGAGAUCGAUGUCCAGGGGGCCCCAAAGUGAUUGUAAUUGGCUGAAGAUGACAGGGUUCAUCCGCCGGUCGCUGGCAUCUCGUAUCUGUCUGGAAUUCCAAUCCGCCACUACGUUGGACAUCCCUGGAAUGUACUCUGCUUGUACCGAAAUGUUGCAGUCCAGACAGAAUUGCCAGAAAUCUUUUGCCAGUUCUGCUAGUAUUGUUGACCUUGUGCCCCCGAGGUGGUUGAUAUAUCAGACUUCUGAUAUAUUGUCCAUGCAUAAUAGAAUGGAUCAGUUGGUCACUAUACUUAAAAGACUCCGGCCGAGCAUACUUGAAUCGGAUUCCACUAUGAUGUCUGGGGUGGUUCCGAAGAUCGCUCGGCCAUUCCAUGCUUCCAUGUUUUGUAGCCACCACUUGCGUUCCUCUUUGGCGGUGCAGUCGAGAGGAACAGAGUCUGAAUAUGAGUGCCCUGAGCGAAGGCAUUUGUCUUUCAGUCGUUGGGGUGCCCUGUAGUGCAGAGGCCCAGGGAAUAUGGCUUGGAUUGAUGCUGAGAGGAGGCCGACAAUCCUGGCCAGUUGUCACAAGGUAAGAAUGAGACGUGCUAACUUCCGCCUGAUUUCCUUUUUGAUGGAUUUGACUUUGGCUGUUGGGAGUAGGAGUGCCCCAUUCACAGCAUCUAUAGUGAAUCCCAGGAAUUCUAUUGACUGAGAGGUUUUGGUGACCAUCUUCUCACAGUUGAUUAGAAACCCCAGGUUUUCUAGUAAAGUCCUCGUCCAGGAGAAAUGUUCGUGGAGCAGAUGAGGGUCUUGUGCCAUUAUGAGGAUAUAUAUAUAUAUAUUAUGAGUCGAACUCCUCUGCUGUGUAGGAGGGUGACCACUGGUUUCAUGGGCUUCGUGAAGCACCAUGGUGCCGAUGAUAGGCCGAACGGUAGGCAUUUGAAUCGCCAUAAGGUCUCUUUCCAUUGGAAUUGUAGGAAGUUUUGGCACUCUUCGGCCAUCGGAACCGUGAGGUACGCAUCCUUCAAGUCAAACUUUACCAUCCAGUCCGCUGUAAGCAGGAGAUCUCGUAGAUCUCCUCCAUCGUGAAGUGGUGGUAUGUGACAAACAUGUUUAGGGGUCGUAGGUUGAAGACUGGAAGGACACCACCGCCCCUUUUUGGGAACCAGGAAGAGGUUGCUUAAGAAACACGGUGUGAGAGGGUGAACUUCUGCAAUAGCGCCCUUGGAGGCUAAGGCUGGACUUCUUGAGAUAUUAGGUAUUGGUCGUGAGUGGGAAACACCAUGUGGUUGGGGGGGUUGUAUUUGAACAGGGUAGUGUACAAAAUCUAUAGAGUAUCCCUGAACAGCGUGAAGGAUCCAUGCAUCUGCAGUGAGCUUGCGCCAUGCAGUGACAAAAUGACACAGUCUGCCCCCCACCAUAGUUAGUGAAGCCAGAUGCCGAGGCAUAGAACUUACCAUAAGGUCGUCGGCCAUAGGAAGGACCUCGGGUCCCCGAGACUGCCAUGGUCUGCCCCGGACUGGGAAGAACGGUGUGGUAGUUCUGGGUUCAGGUGUUGUAAGCCUGGACUGUAUGGGGCCUCGGUACCCCCGGUAUGAACCCCGGAGUGCUCGGCCGGGCAGACGUCCCCGUUAUCUGACGGCCCUGCCAAAAACUCUCUGGUGGAACAUUUGUUUCAUGUUGGCCUGAGGUUUAUCAAGUGCUGUAAAGGUGCCUACAUAUGUGCCUAGCUCUUUAACAAAAUUAUCUCCAAAUAGGAGGGCUUUUGCCUGGGGUCCAGGCUCAGAAAUAGCUAGGUUCACUAGCUUAGGUUAUAUUUUUAUCAAGAUUGCCUAACGCCUUUCUGUGGCUACCGCCAUAUUGGCGUUUCCCAGCAGACAUACGGCUCGCUGGAUCCACCCCCUGAGUGUCUCUAAAUCCACCGGUGUACCACCUGUUAUUGCGCUUUCGAAAAUUUUUGCAACUGGCCUUAGGACAUCCAGGACCUUGUCCUGGCAAUUCCGCCAGACAAAAUCCAGGCCCUUCUUGGCUUUCCUGCCUGAUGUCCCCAAGAAUUGGGCAAUUUUUGGGUCUACGUCAGGGGUGGCGCAUGCCAUAUCAGGAAUAGUAGGGCAUGGGCAUUCCGCCCGGAGUUUUCUCCGUGCCUCCUUGUCAAGUGGUUUUUCUAAUACGAGCAGUGAUAUAUUUGCAACGUGCUCUAGGGGAUACCACUUUGUGGAUCUUGGGUGUUGUAAGGUGUCGGGGUCAAAAAGUGGCUCCCCUUGAGGAUCAACCAGGGCGGAGUCGUCUACUCCAUCUUUGGAGUAUGCUCCCGCUCCUGUCACGGAGCUGUGCUCAGGGAGAUAAAAGCUGGGAUCAUAAGAGUCCUCCUCGUAGGACUUGCUCUGUGCCUUCUCUUGCUCCAACUCAGAUUCAGAGGAUUCAAUGAGGGCUCUAGCCCUUUUCCAAUUCCUCACCGAUUUUGCCCUGGGGGGGGGCUCUUUGUUGUGGUUCAACCACAUGAUCUGUGACAGGACGUACCCUGUCAGUCUAUAAUGUUUUGGAGGCAUUUUCAUCCAGGUGGUGGGACUUUUUGACGGCUUUACACCCACUAGGGGUUACCGGAUUAUGUGGGGGGGGGCCCUCAUAGCAAUAAAUAUGGCCUGUGUCACAGACUUCGUCAUAGCCACGUCCAGGAGGGAAUGCAACUCUUCAGAGUCAAUUUGCUCCUGUGGCCCUUCAAUUGUUGUUGGAGUUUAGGAUUCCGGAAGAGGUUCAGGAGUUAUGGUGACGGUGGCAGAGCUAGAAAUAUCAGUCAUUUUAUUUGAUUGCAUGGCCAGGAGGAAAGGAUUAAAUGACCGACCGAUAAAUAUUUGUAUCCUUAACUGGGCACUACUAUCUGUGGAGUAGGAGUGUGACAGUUUAGCAGCUAGCCAAUUGAGCCAACAGCUGGAGAGGCACAAGCUAUUUAAGCAAUACAGCUUUAAGAGGCACAAGUUAAACACUACUCAAAGUUGAAUAACAAGGAAAAACUAGGCACAAUUAUAGCAGUAGAGCAGGCUCUCCGAGUGUUCCCUCAGUAACCUAGUAACACAGAUACGUUCCCGCCCGCAGCUGAGCGUAUUGGCCGCGUUAGGAAAAGCACGGCAAAACCGCCAAUCAAAAUAUGGCCGCCGUGAUGCGCACUCGCUAUGUGCACAUGCAUGAGCAGCACUUAGCCGCGGCUAACGCCAAGAACCGCCGGGUCCACGGGAAACGGUACCCGGUGCGAGGAGUGAGCCUCAGGCUGAGGUCCCUUCAAGGCAGGACUUUAAAAACCUGGUCGGAAGAUAAUUAAACCGACCAGGUGAGGGAGGGAAAGGAGAGGGGGGAAAAAACAGUAAUAGAACAGUAAUAAAAAAACAAUAAUGUACCACAAAAAAAAGGACAAAUAAGGCAUAGAUAAUGCAACAAGGUUAAAUUAAAGGCAAAUGUACCCAAACUAAACAGAGAUAAAUAGAGAAUUUUCCAAAUAUGUAGAGAGAUGUAAAACUGUACUUAGCUGAGGCGGCAGCAGCAAAAUAAAGAGGAGUGGCUCAAGGUCACAUGGGACAUUAUUAGGAUAGGGACACUCUCAUUGGUUAAUGUGUCAUAUGUGGUUAACCCUUUGGGGUAAAUGACGUUAUUAUUUAAAUUGUGUUGAAUAUUUACAGUAUCUCUUUCUUUUGCUGCUGAGGAAUAAAGAAAGAGAAUAAGCAUAAUACUCGCCUCCGUGUCCUUUAAUAAAACCCAAUCGAAAAAGUCUUAAACAGCGUGCAAGAACUAUUAUUUUUAGGGUUCAGCCAAUCAAUAUUCAAAUCUCCAAAGACCAACAGUUCACUUUUUGGGUUUUGAGCUAUGGUUUCACUAAGGAGAUGGGCUAUGUCAGAAAGGGAAUGCACAGGGGAGCUAGGUGGGCGGUAGAUUCCUGCAACAAUGAUUGAUUUACUGCACGGGAUCUCAAUUGUUCCAGAAAGGAAAUCAAAGGUGGCAGGAGGACUAAGGUUUUGUAAAGGGGUAAACUUUAUGGAAUUGUCAAAAUAAAUAACAAUGCCUCCUCCUCUCUUUGCUCUGUCAUUUCUAAAACAUGAAUAACCCCUGUAUUGCAAUGGCAGUGUCUGGUAUUUUAGUCGUUAACCAUGAUUCUGAGAGCACAAUGAUUUUUGGUUUGUAAUGGGAACACCAGGCUUACAGUGCAUCCAGUUUAGGGAGUACACUACGGAUGUUGCAGUGCACAAAAGAGAGGCAUUUUUAGUGGGGAGAUUAGGACUAGAAUUAGCUGGGGGACCAGGGUUAGACUCCACAUCAUUUGCAAGGGCAUAAGGAAUAGGGAUUUGGACAUCAUCUUUGUUUGGCCAUAUAGUGAAUGGGAUAUUUUAUAAUUUUAUGAGGUCGGGGUAGGAGGGAGGGAUAUAUAUAGUAUGGUUAUAUUUGGAUUCAUGUUAGUGGUAUCAUAUCUAUAAAUAUGGGAUUCUAUAUAGUCCCAACAGUGGGUUAUAAAGAGGGUAUUGCGAAGUCUUAAUAAAAAGAAAAAUUAAAAAGAAAACAGUGCUUUUAGUGAGCAUUGAGGUAGUCGAGGAAGGUGAGCGGACUCUUGCCCGGAUCUUACCCUAUUCUUGGCCGAGGCCCAAUGUUAGUGUAAGCAGGUCAUUAUGUAUACUACUACAUCCACCCCAUCAUAUACAUGUGCAGUGUAAUACCGAACUCAUCAUGGGUUCCCAUUUUAUCCAUUACCAUUGAUUUAUCUCCUGUGAACUUUCUUCUAUUGCUUUAUAUUAGACUUGUGCACAGCGAGAAAAGUUUGCUCUGCUGAAACCUUUUUGAGGAAAACAUAACAUUUUUCAGGCCACUUGAAUUUCUGCAAAUAUCUGUUCAGCUUGCAGAAUUUGUGUUCUGGAAAACCGGUUUGGGAACUGAACCAGAUGAUACACAAAAUAGGCUAUUCAAUGUACUCCAAAAUAUAUCCAUAAUAUAGUAAAUUCCACCAAUAGGCCAUCUCUUACCAGCAUUUGGUUCACAGAUCAAGUGAGGGAAAAAUAACAGGAGGAGAAUUAAAAACCUAUAUAUAAAAUUAUUUAUUAUAUUGUAAAAAGCAUUGUAAAUGCUUUCCUAUGAGACCGGCUGAAUGCGCGUGCAGCUCCUGCCGCGCGUGCGCAUUCAGCCGAAGAGAAGGAGGAGAGCUCCCCGCCCGGCGCUGGGAAAAAAGUUAAGUUUUAACCCUUUCCUCUCCCCAGAGCCAGGCGGGAGGGGGUCCCUGAGGGUGGGGGCACCCUCAGGGCACUAUAGUGCCAGGGAAAACGAGUAUGAUUGCUUCUAUGCCUGUCUAGUUAGAUUACCAGGGAGAGAGGCUUUUAAUUUACCUUGUCAGUGUUUUAGACACUGACUUUCUCACUAUAUACUGCAUUCUCUCCCUGUCAUAUAUUAUGGACAAUACUCUAUCUUUCUAGCUCUGUCUGCCAUUUAACUCUGUAGAUGCUGAUUUAUGACUGAGGGUCUGGGACUGUGCUUAGAUCAAUAUAGCACUUUUUUAUGCACAAGAUGUUUCUGAUUACUAACAAUAAAGAUAUUCUAAUUAAGCCUGUCGAUAAGGGGGAUAGCAUUGUAAUCUUGAAUUUCAACAGAUUAUUAAGAGCAGUGGUAGUCGAGCAUUUUCUUCCUACGCCCAUUAAUGCAUCUUUCUUGAUGGAAACAUUUCCUUACCGCCCACCAGUUUUCGUGCAAGUGUGGAAUAUUUUUUAGAAAGGAGGGUGUUUUAAAAAAAAUAAAUGUGCGUACAUUCAUCCUUUUAUUUCUACUUAAUGCAUGUUUUUAACUUUAUUGUAACGGCUACCCUGCUGUAGGGGGGUAUCUGCCGUUGGAGAUGUCCUUUUCUAGGCAAGCUGCUGUGAAGUAAUGGAGUUCUUAUUCCCAUCCACGAUAUCCAAGUGUAUAAUCCGGCAGUGCUGUAAAAUGAGGCAGAGUAACGGUACCAUAAAUCCCCUCCAAGAACGAGACGAGGCUACGUUUUGAAGGGUCAAGUAGAAUUGAUGUUUAUUGACAGGGGUCUCCUUUUAUGCAAUAGUGCCCUCUGUAAGGCUACACCCACAUAAUUAUCACAACAGCCAAUUAGAUACAUGGUUCAACCCCCACGUCUCCUCCCCUCAGAUAACAUAUAACAUAAUUAAAACAGACACAAUUUUAACUACAUUCUGGAUGUACCCCAAAAACAGGGGGUACACCUUUAAGUCCAGCACCGCUUAAUAGCUCUCACUCAGGGGAACAAUAUAUCCAAAUUUCAGCCCAUUCGGUUGAGGGGUUCGGGAGUUAUGGAUCUUUGAAGUUUUGACCGACCGCACAGGUUUUCUAGCCGAAAAGAGUUCCAUAAGUUUUGGCCUUGCGGUCGGUCUCCGUUCGUGCAUUAAAACCCCACGAACCCCUUGCCAUCCACAGUCAUCCUGGUGUUCGCUUGAAUCCCUAUGAAUGCUUAAACAAAACUACCGAACGGCCGGUCGUUCGGUAGUUCCAGCACGAACUUACGAGCUCCUGGAGGUCUCAAUGGUGUUCGCCUGUUUGCGUAUCCUUUUUUAGUUCCAUGCGUUCACAGGCAAACACCGCCGUUUGUGCGUAAGAUGGCCGUGAACACGUGUAAAGUCCCGAAAUGGCGGCCAUCUAACCUGAGCACAAAGGAAUUCGUAUGAACCAUGCGAACGGCUCCACAAUCACUGGGAGGUAAAAUAUCAAUUAACUGUUCCCCUGGGUGGUCUGAUGUUCGGUAUUUUUGGCUGUAUGUUACAGUAGGAAUAUUUACACGAAAACUAGCCAUUCGGUUUUUGUUUGACACAUCCAGCAGCGUUGUUAUUUAAGUCCAGGCAAAAGUAUAGGCACAAUCAUAGUUCUGUUACAUUUAUAAAGUUUAAUGAGAAAACAAUAAAGUAAAUUGAAAUUACCUUUACUAGUGAUUAAUGAGAUCCUUGAGGCUUAUGCUGCGAGACUAAAUAUUUGAUAUCUGGUUCGAUUUUCUUAAGGAACAAACGAAGGUCUCCUUUUUCGGUGAUAUUCAGACGAUUUCUCAUCUGUGCAUCAGCUCCCCUCCUCUCCCUCCACAAUUCCCCUCCCCACCUUCCCCCCCCCCUUUUCUAAUUUUUUUUUUUUAAACCUUUUUUAACCUUCCUUAUAGCAAUGUCCAGUAGGAAGGCUGAGCUAGGUAGCCCACUUACUAAUAUUAGCCAAGAACAAUUCUCUCCUUUUCCUUUUUCCUUUUUACAAGUAAGUUACUCCUUCUUUCUCCUAUUCUACAAAUACUCUGCUCCUUCUUUCUCCUAUUCUACAAAUACUCUGCUCCUUCUUUCUCCUAUUCUACAAGUACUCUGCUCACAGACAAACACAUAAACACACAUACACUUAAACACACGCACUCACAGAGAAACACAUACACUCACACUUACAGAAACACACACACACACAUACACACUCACAAAUACACUUACAGACACACAAAUUAUUAAUAUUAAAUGUCCACCCAGCCUCCCUAUCUGGAGAGCUAGUGUGGAUCUGUCCCUGGGGUCCACUUCGGCGGGUGGCAAAGUUCUAAUCCGAGGCGGCGAGGGAGCUCUAUGAGGGUAACAAGUGAGAUUGCAUCGGAUUGUGGAAGACCACUCAUAUCAUGCGCCCGACCGCCAUGUUGGUCAGGCCCCGCCCCCUAAUUAUUUUGUUUUUAAUUCUAAGUUUUACCUGAAAUGACAAGGCAUGGCUUUGGGGACCAGGUUCGCCCCCAGCUAUGCAAACUUGUUCAUGCUGGGUUGGAAAAGUGCAGCUAUUUAUAUCAACCCAGCAUGGGGGACGAACCUGGUCACAUACCAUAGGCAUAUAUAUUACUUAUUUUUUAUAUGGAACGGCUCUCAGAGCAACCUGGAGAUUUUUUUUGGAGGAUAUUAGACGUAAUGACUGGGUUAUCCAAUUAGUCAAUUUAGCACUUCCAGUAUUGGCUUGCUAGAUCUGGAGAUUUAUGUUGAUGAGGUUAUUUUAAAAACCUUUUUUUUUUUUCAAAAAGGUAGAUGCUAAUAGCUAUAUCCUUUUAUAACAGCGGACACAGUUCUGCUUGGUUAAAUAAUAUUCCAAAAGGGCAACUACAGAGAAUAAGAAGGAACUGUACAGAUAAAGAAAAAUCUGAGGAACAAAUGAAAAUAGUGAUAGAAAUAUCUUUGGAAUAUCUUUGGAAUUUUCCCACCCUGUGUAAAUGACACAGAGCACUCUGAUUGGCUUAAAUCCACCAAUCAGAGUGUUUUUAGCCUAAUUGCAGGGCGGGGCAAGGCUUUAUAAGCCUUCCCCAGCCCUGCGGAGCUCAGUCUGCGCGGAGCCCUCCAUGGGUGAAGAUGGAUUAUUUUUUCGCGCUCAGGUUUUUUCUUUUUCGUCAGGUUUAUUUUUUAUUUUUUAUUUUUUUUUUGCGCUCGGGUUUUUUAUUUUAAGUUCUACGGGUAUGAUGUUUUAUUUAUUUGCCCUUUUUUGGGGCUGAAAAAGGAAGAUUUUGGAAAAAAGAAGACGUUGAAUGGUAAGUUUAAUUUUACUUUACAGGUUAGUAAUUUUAUUCCCCCCUCACUAUUGUUUAGGGUGAGGGGGGGUAGGUAGGGGCCUUUUUAUUUGGGUGGGGGGGUGGGUGACUAGGGGCUUGGGGAUCCCUAGUCACCUUUGAUGGUGGGGGGGGGGAAUUUGACUUUGGGCACCCACCUGCCGCCCAGGGGUGGGGGCCGGGGGGAGGACAGUAGGCCCUCCCCCUCAUUAUCAUUAUGGCCCCCAUCCGCCGCCCAGGGGUGUGGACCUGGGGGGAGGACAGUAGGUCCCCCCCUCAUUGUAAUUUAUGGCCCCCAACCACCGCGCAGGGGUGGGGGCCGGGGGGACACAAUAGGUCUCCCCCCUUAUUUAACACCCAUCAUUUAGGGGUGGGGCAAAUAGGUUUUUAUUUAAUUUUUUUACAGGGAGCAGCCACAGACAUGCCCCUACUCGUGGUAUCUCCCUUAUGCUAUUAUGGGGGUCAUAUUGACCCCCAUAGAGUGAGGGGGGACCUGGGGGGGCUUAUGAAGUGGUGGGGAGCACUUCUCCCUGCCGCUUCUAUAGUUACAUAUUACAAGGAGGGAGCUGCGUGCCGGUAGCUCCCUCCUUGUACUAAACAGAACAAACAAACGUGCACUGAUACACAGUGUUAGUUUGUUCGUCUGAUUUUUCUAUUCAUUCAUUCGUCUAUCGAAUGAAUGAAGGAAUAGAUGAAAUUCCCGUUCUCAUGUCCAGGUGUUUCACUGGGCAUGUGCAGGAAUUUCACAGUCUAUCUAGUGUGGGCAGAUGACGUGUCCCACAGGGACUUCAUCUACCCACACAAAGAUGGUGGCGCCCUGAAUAAAGAUCGGGGCAGAAAAUAAAGAUUAAAAAAUAGGUAAUGUGGGGGCUUAGGGGGUCAAUUGGAUUUAGUGGAGGCGGGAGGAGGGUUAAAAAAAACCAAAAACCGGGAUUCGGCAUGACAGUGCCGCUUUAAGUGUUUUCCUGGAAGGCCGUUGUUCGGUUACCGACCACACGGCGGUCGGCCAUCUUGGAUCCUUUGAGAAUGUAAAAUAAAAUGUGUUUUGUGCGGCGUUAGGUUAUUUUAUGCUGGGAUCUGAGUGGUACUUUCACGAAGUGUGCGCUCAGACCCCAGCUAUCUACCGAAUGGUAAUUUAAGGGAAUCACACGAAUAAUAUUAAAGUUAUGGAUUUUUGUGUUAAAACACGGUUCUGCUGUACGGAGGGAUAAUCCACUUAACAGGAUAUUCUAGUGGGAGUAUCCCUCACGUACAGCAGUGCAAGGUGGGAGAAAUGCUCUGUAUAUUCAGUUCCCCAUGUAGUCCUCUACAGUAUAACCCCUGUAAAGUCAGUAAGGAAACCCCUUGCAUGGGGAAUCACAUAAAUACUGGAGCUUGUGAAUAAAGUAGCCAGUUGACUCCCAGAACUGUGGUUCGUCCAGUUACUGGGGGAUUUGGGAUAUUGCCUUCAUUUCCCGCACUUUAAUUUGGAUUACUUUCUGUACCAGCGGAGAUUUGGGGAUUUAAUAUUGCAGCUCUGCUGCAAUAUUAAUAAAAUAUUAAUAAAAUAAAAUAAAUGUACAGGGUGGUUAAGUUAAAAUUAAAUGAAGGUGUGCAGGAUAGAGUCUUAGUGUGGUCUUCCAGAAGGCUACCUUUGCAGACGAUCAGGCUUGCUCACUGAAGGAAUGGGCUUGCAAAGUUGGGGAAUCAGGCUUUGCAGACCAUCAGGCUUGCUCACUGAAGGAAUGGGCUUGCAAAGUUGGGAAAUCAGGCUGCUGAAUAAAGAGAUGUGAGGGUCAGAGGAGUUAGACGUCUUACAGGCUUAAUGGCUGUGAAAAGCCUGAUGGUGGUAUGUCUCUAUCCAUCUGUGUACAGGUAUGUACUGUCUUGGACCAGGUGAAGUGGCUGCUAACCUCCUUGAUAGGAGAGAGUUGGCACCCCUGGCUGCCCCUGUGCUUAGUAGCUGUAAUUAUGAUGGACUAAUCAGUGGCAUAAAUAGGGUGUACUGACAAGCCCUCGAGGUGAUAAGAGGAGUAUGUUGUCGUGCUUUCCCUGAUCUAUUGUUUUUUUGUUUGUUUUUUGGGGGGGAGGGAGGGAGAGUACUCUCUGCUGCGGGAAUGAGGAAUGGGAGUCUGUCAUGCAUAUAGGAUGAGAAGACUAGUGUGAGUGACGCUUAACCUUCACUCGAGUUGCGAGGGAAACAAGAAUAAGUGUCACAAAGCCUUUUUAGAGUCCUGGGACCCCAUAACUAGAUGACGUGAUCUUCCUGGGCUUCAGCCCGUGUCAGCCGCAGAGAGCGGCACAAAUGGGGCUAUGUUGGGGACGUCCCAGGAGCAGUUAGGAGUCGGGUUGGUGGAGUCUGGGGUCUUAAUUCCCAGUUUACCGAGAAAAUGUCCUGCGUCUUCUGUCAACGUCAGUCGAAAUGUUGUAGCUCCCUUUGCAACUAUCAACAUGGAUGGGCCCCAUCAGUACCUUAUUCCAGCCACUCUAAAGGCUGUGGUGACUCGUUGUAUGGACCGUCUCCAGGUCAGGGUAGCUCUGCAAAGGUCCUGCAGGAAAGUGAGCUGCAUGCCCUUGAAUUGGUAAGGGCUCUGGUUGCCGAGCGCUGCCAUCAUCGCCGUUUUGUCCCGAGUAGAUUGAAAGCGGAGUAGAAUAUCGCGGGAGGCCUACGCCGGGGCCCUUGGUGAUUUGGAGAGUCUGUGAACACCCUCCACAUGUACAGCCUUCGCCUGCUUGGGGUUGAGCAGUGCCGCUAAGAGGCGUCGAGUUGUGGCAAUUCAUUGUCAUCAAUGGAUUCUGCUAUGCCCCUGAUUUUUAUGUUGGAGCAGCGUCUUGCAUUCUCUAGGCCAUCCAGCCGGGCCUGUAGUGCAUGGUGUGAGGAUUGGAGGCUUAUUAGUUUCUCCUCUGUUGUUUGAUGGCGUUGUGCAAAAGCGGCGAUGUCUUUUUCAGCAACCCUCACCCUGCCCGUGACGGCGGUCACUUCUCCCUGUACAAUUGCCAUGUCUGAGCGGAACAGGGUGUGCAGGUUCUGCAGUAUGUUCAGGAUGUCUCCCUUGGUAGCCGGGGCUCUCAGGUCGCCGAAUGAUAGGCUUGAAAUGGGGUCUGCGGCCUCUGGUAUGGGAUCUGGAGCUUCCAGUGCCGCCUCCUCUGAGGAUGAGCUUAAGGGGUCCGGGGUCGCCGUCAUUUUAGGCUUAGGCCUUGACAGGAAAAGAUCGCCGAUUUUCCGGGAUCCGUCCUCAGGGUGAGUUUUUAACUUCUUAUUUCUUUUUCCCACGUUGUCACUGAUUGUAGGGGCUGAAAAGUAGUCAGAUUGUCGUUGUGUGGAUCGAUUUAAUCUGCAUUUAUCUCCUGCAGGCAUGUGACUGCUCUCGGUAAGAUCCAAGCCAUGCCCCCGAUAUUCCUAAUACUUUUUAAGUACAAAUAAGAGCGUUUUUUUAUUCAUGUGGGAAGUGUGCAGGUUGCAAAUGCAGUAAAAGUAGGACCUUAAAAGGUAUUAAUAAAUGUAAAACAAAGUAUAAAGAAGAAUAAUUUGUUAUUAAUGAUUUUAUUACAUGUUUUAGUAAGAAUAUAAUUUUAUCUUUUAAUUUGUCCAUGUGGGAAGAACUAUUCUCCCUUUGCAUAAAAGAAUUUAUGAAUACACAAAUAAUAUUCGAAAGGGCUUUGAUUAGCAUAGCAUCUCUGCACAUUUUAAAAAAUACCACAACAAAGAUCCCAGUGGAUUAACCAUUUUAGGGACACAUGUGGUGAAAAGAUCUUGAUGUGGAGGAAAUUCUAUUCAGAAUACAGUGGGACCUGGGUUUACAAACGCCUCGGUUAACAUAAUUUUCGGUUUACAAAUAAAAAGCCAUUGAAAAUAAUGCCUCGGUUUACAAAUUUGUUUUGCAAUACAAAGCAAGUUUCCCAAGGAUGCAUUGCACCUGGGAGGGUUAUAGCACCGCCCCCUACAUGCUGGAGCCUGUGGGUAGCACGUGGCGUAGAGUGUGGAGGUGUUGGAGCGGCUUUUGCAUCGAGUUCUGGAGCCAUUCUGGAAAUUGUUUGCAGCGGUUUUGGGACUUUAUGGUGCAUUUCUCAAGCGGUGGAAAGGUAGGGAGCUGAGCUUUGUCAUUUGCAUGCCUUUUAUUGUGUGUUCUGCAUUGUGGAUCGGCCACUUCUCUGUGUCCCUGCCACCAGGGGCUCAGAAGUCUAUUAGCUCGCUUAGAUUCAAAGUUCCUCAAGGAACUCAAGCUUAGUGUGACCGUUCAGCAUGGCGGUCAUGCACCGUCCCCAGCUUCCCUUUUUAAAUACUUAAAAUAUUACCACGUCAUUGAAAUGAUCAGCGCUUUUUUUGCUUGUAUUUUCUUGUAAAUUUACCGUUUUGACCAAUACUAAUCUCCAAGUUUAUUUUAUAUUUCACAGCUUUCUCUCCAGACAAAUCCCAUCUCUCUGAGUCUUUUCUCAUGUCCUCUCUUGUGGCACCUGCCUUUCUCCAGUCACACACUGUGUUGAUGUACAUCAUUGGUCAUUUCAAGGACCCUUACGGUUUCUAUCUUAAUACUACAUCCUGACGUGUCAAUCUGUAUUCUAAGGAUUUGUCUGUCAGAGAUCUUUUGUUGCAGGACAUCCAGUUCCCUAAAGAAGACACAAACAUAUUUCUAAUUGUAAUGUUCUGCCUUCUAUUCUCUCUUCAGUGAGACCAGGUCGCUGUCCUCCUAUCAAAGCUAAGUGUUUGAUGCCACUGCCGGAGCCCAAAUGCCAGACGGACAGUGACUGUCUCGGCAAAAAGAAAUGCUGUAAUAUUUGUGGGAAUAGCUGCUGGGAUCCUGCGGAAGGUAAUGUGAUAAUGAAAUCCGUCUGAUAUAAGUGUAUAGCAGAGUCACCGAGCUCCCCAUGUUAUUUUCUGUUACAUAGAUAAUUAGUUAUAUGAAAACAAAGUCCAUUGAGUUGCACCUUCACAGGAGUCAGUGUUCCUCACCCAAAGGACAGCAAAAACACCCAUAAAAUGUUAUAUUUUUUAUGAUUUGUUUGAGCGGUGGAAGAAAUAUUCCAGCAUUGCUUUAGGAGUCACCGAGAUUUUCACUGGAUCAGCAAAACGUACAUUGAAUUUAAUAAAUAAUGUUCUGCGUUAUAUCUGCUAGAAUGGGGUUCUACCUUCCUUAUUAUGGUAACAAUUAAUCAUGAGGGGAAAUGUCCUUCCGUGAAUGGAGAACGUGCCUGAAUCUGCCUCAAAGAAGCAUAUUUCACUUGCUGUGAGAAUUCCUAAAGAGACCUUUUUAAUGUUAAUUUUUAUGAUGUUUACAAUUUUGAUAACUUUCCAUAUAUUUGUUACUGGCCACGUUGUUUUGUUCUCUUGCUAUUGAUGUCUCUAAUGGCUGGAUUAAUUCUCGGUGUAUAUUUCUUUGUUAUAUUAGAGCCACAUGGCGUUUGUCCUGUGAGUGAGAUAGAGAAGGGGAAAAGUCUGGUUUGUCCAUCGGUCCUGUGUAGUCAGGAUUCGGACUGUGCCGCGGAUGAGAAGUGCUGUGUCUCUGGGGACGGACAGAAAUGUGUGAAGCCUUCUUCAGGUACAGAGACCCCAUUAUUUAUAUUGAAUGCAGUGUGUGGGUGUCAGCCAUUACUGUUAGCAUUUACUGUGCAAUCAAUAAAUUAUUAAACAAACACAUGGUAAUAUGUGAACUGUAAUAAUCUCACUUAAUUCCAAUGGGUAGCAGAUUAGUCUGUGAUAACUUUGUUUCCUAGUUUUCAAUCAUAAGUCCAUUAUUACGUGUGGAUUGACCCAAUAUGUUUCUGGCAACCAUACAGCCUCUUUUUACACUUUGCUCAUCAACGUUAAUAUAUUUUACUGACUUUGUUUUCUCCAUUCUUCAGAUUUAGAUUUACUCAAUGUGUGCCCUCCGUUUGAUCCCUCCAUCUGUCCACUGGCCAAACCAGGGCCUGAUGACUGUAAAUUCGACAGUCCGUGUCCAAGUGGCAAAAAAUGCUGUUGCUCCAACUGUGGCUGGAAAUGUGUCCCCCCCGUGCAAGGUUAGCGAGAAUAUUCCUUACUGGUUCAUCUGCACCAACAUAAACUUAUUGCAUAUAGUAUAUUGAGCACAUAAUGGCUUCUCAUUUUCUCAAUUCUCUUUGGUUUUAUCUCCUUCAAACACUUAACUUCCUAGUAUUUGCAUAUCCUGACGUCAACCAUUAGGGCAGUCAAGAUCCAAAAAUACGACAAAUUUCAUCUUCACAAUGUAUAUCAUGGACAAUUGUUUUGGCCUUCUAUAAGUGUCAUCAGCAAGGUGUAGCUGAUACCCAUCUAGGCACGGGGGUCCACUUCUGAAUUACCCAUUUAAAUUGGGGAAAAAGCUCAGAGAAACUCAAUAGGUGUCAGAAUAGUUGCCCACCUAAGGGCAAGUUAUUUUGUCUGUUCUCAGUAUUGUUUUGCAACCUGUUUUAGUUUGUUUGCUAUCCUUAAUGUAAAAGCAUAAUCCAGAUGUGGACCCCAUGCUCACUAGAGGAGUAUCCGCUACACCUGACUAUAAGGCCUAACAAGACUGAAAUGAUCAUCUGGGGUUGCUGUAUCUUUCGUACAGAGGGCAUUUUGAAUCUGAACCCUCUGUUGGGAUCAGCCUGAUGUGCAAAUAGCUUAGGUUCUCUCUGUAAUGGCAUAACGUGAGCUAAAAGCAGCUUGCCAGCGGAGCGGGGUCCCGGCGAAGAGUAAGCUGUUUGAGUUGUUACACAAAAUGGAGAAAUAAAGUAAACAGAGUGCAGGUCAGGAGUCCGGAUACAAGUCAAGGGCUCAUGAGCUGCACCACUGUAACCACCUAAUAGGGAGCUCUAAUGAGGGGGUAACCCUCCAAAAUAUGUAGGUAAUAGGAGUAGGUGAUGUGUAGAGUCCCACAAGGGGACACCAACAUCAGGAGAGCUCCACUGUAUAAGAAAUGAGGAAGGGAGGCCCUACCUUUAAUCAAUCUAAGGAUAAAAAGGGAUAUGCAAACAAAAAGUAUAACUUGAAAAAAAGGGAGAUCUACUAAAUGGUGUCUGGAGUACUAGCUAGCAUCUAAGUUCCAGUUUCCCUAGUGUUCGACUGACAGGAAGGUAGUGUAAACGAGGUUAGGGAGAGAGAAGAGGCACAGGGUCCCCAGAGAACAAGGGACCGGGUAAUCCGAUCUAAACGCAGAUUAAAAGCCUCUCACAAAAAAUAAAUAAAUAAAUCUCUCAAUUCACCCUAAAAGAUACCUCGACACCGUGGUCUAACCACUAGUGUCUACCUGAAGCAACUCUCCCUACUAAAGUUAUAAAUAAAUAAAUCAACACCUAAAAAUCAAUAACCAUAGUGGUAACAAAAAUAAAAAGUGCUACCAAGUGCAGAGAUUAAAGAAAAAGAAAACGCUGGAAGCGCGUUUCGGCGUGUUCAAAACGCUGUCGUCAGGAGCCUGUGAACAUGAGCAGCUUGUUUUUCCAUUUAAAUACCUAUUAAUGAUGAAAACAUGGCCAUCAGCUGUUCAAUGUGGGAGUUCCUGAGGGGCGGAGUAUCUAAACUCUAUUCUGCAGCCUGCCAGGGGUGUGUCAUGUCGUCACAUAUUCUACAUAUCAAAAACAUAGUGAAGACACACCCUGCCAAUGACAUAGCUUAGCUGGUAAAAUCCCUGACUGCAAUGGCUGCUAAAAAAAAAAGGCAAGGUUGCAGGUUCAAAUCCCGGCAAGGCCAACCCAACACCCCAUCCGUCCAAGAUCGGCAAAACAAGCUCUAUCAAUGGGGCAACAUUAACAUAUAACUGGUCAGCUCUGAGAGCUGUGUCCCACUAAGAGAAAGGUGCCACAUAAAUAUAUGUUAUUAUUAUUCUUUUAACUCCUUAACGACGAGUGAAUUGCUGUAUUAGAAUUGCUUUAUUAGAGGCAGACCGGGAGCACCCGAUAGGGCUGCCCAGCACAUGUGCUCGCUCUGACAGCAUGUCGGAGCGAGCACAUGUGCUUAGUAUACUUACCUUCCGCCUCCCUGCACUUCCUGGUUCUGUGUGAAAUGCAGGGAAACGGAUCAGUGAUGAUCCUGCCCCCUGUUAAAAAAAAUAAAUAAAAUUAAUUUAUAAUCCCACCCCGUUUUACCCAUUUUAAUAAAAAAUUAACACAUUCCCUGCCAAUUGAUCACUGACUACAGUCAUCAAUUGGGAGGGAUUACAUUUUACUACGAUCUGAUUUUUUUUUUUUUUUUUUUAACUCCCUGAGGGUUAAUUCUUUAUUUCUUUUUUUAACCCACAAGGGUUAAAUUUAUUUUAUUAAUUAAUUUAAGUAUUUUAAAAUUAUAAAUUUAGCUAGGUGGGGUGGGUGAAAGUUAGUGGGGAAUUGGGGGAUUUGGUGUUAGGCUAACUAGGGGUUAACAUUAAAAAAAAUUUUAAAAUAAGCUUUAAAAAGUUAAAAAUUAAGUUUAAAAAAGUUUUAAUAAUGUUUAAGUAAGAAAUAAAAAAACACCCCCCUUUAGCCAGUCCAAAUAAGAACCCCUUCCCUGCCAGUCGAUCACUGCCUACAGUGAUCAAAAUACAGAUCACAGUAUUAUACUGUGAUCUAAUUUUAUUUAACCCCUGACAAUUAACUUUUAUUUAUUUUUUAACCCUCAGGGGUUCAAUUUAUUUAUUUAACUGAUUUAAAUAUUUUAUAAUUAUUAUAUUUUGCUAGCUGGGGUGGGUGGGAGUUAUGGGAAAAUGGGGAAUUUACUGUUAGUGCUGCUUACUGCUAGUUAGGGGUUAAUGGUAAAAAAAAAAGCUUAGAAAAAUGUUAAAUCUGUAAAAAAAAAGGUUUCAAGAAAGUUUAGUAAAGUUUAAAAAAAUUUAAUAAGAAAAACAAAAGUUUAAAAACUAGUUUUAAAAAGUGAAAAAAGUUUAAAAAAGUAAAAAAAUACAUUUAAAAACGCUCAUUAUCACUACAACUGGAACAAACUAGAGAAAAAAUGAUGCCACGCCAAGGUUCAAAAUAUGCCUUUUGAAUUACCCCAGGGUGUAUUCUUUAAUACAUAGUAUGUGUUUGUGGGGAAGUUUCAAUAACCAACCGUCUAAACUACUCCAAAUUGGAACAUGGACACAGCGUAAAACUUCAAAGUUAGAAAAAAACUGAAUGGCUGCGUCUCAAAUGCGCCCCUUCAACAUCCACAUAUACCUGGCAAAGGUACAUACGGGGGUAUUGCUGUACUCAGACCACAUAGCUGAGCAACAUAUGAAGUAUUAUACAGUCGUAGCACACAUACAGUUUGCAAAAUAUACUGUGCAAACUCACUUUGUGUGUCAAAAAGGCAGAAAAAAACGCUUAUUACCACUACACUUGGUACAAGCUAGCGGAAAAAUUAUCCCACGCUAAGGUUCAAAAUAUGCCUUUUGAAAUACCCUGGGAUGUCUUCUUUCAGAAAUUGUAUAGCUUUAUGUGGUAUUUGGGUUAUAUAGCCUAGUAAAAUAUUCUAAAAUGGGACAUGGGCACAGCGUAAAAAUUUUAAGUUUGAAAAAAACUGGAAUGGCUGUGUCCCAAAUGUGCCCCUCCGAUGUCCACAUAUACCUGGCAAAGGUACAUACGGGGGUAUUGCUGUACUCAGACCACAUAGCUGAGCCCCAACACGCCAUGGCAAACUUACCAAGCAGCACUCCUCAAAAUGGCCUCCGCACGCAAGCCAUGUGCGCGACCUGCCAGCAUAAUGGAGCCGUGACCAUCCAGCGCCACCCAACCUACUCCAGGGCCGUUCCGGCUGACUACAUAGAGAUCAGCUGUGGUGACUACGAAGAGAGCGGGAACAAAGCGGGGAAGCAAGUAACCACUACCACCUGCACAAAACAGCCCAUGAAGAGGGAGGCAGUCAGACCCAGAUGCCGCAGCUGAGCUACACGACCUGCACUCAGCCUCCUUCACCGGAUCACCACUUGUCCGGUCCAAGAGGAACAGACCGCAAAGUACAACCUACCAUCCUCACGGACUGGGCCUAGACAAGAUUUUCAGCAGUAUCUCUUAAAUGAACACUCUCACUCUUAUACCUGCUUUAUGUGGCAUAUCCAUGAGUAUCACGCUAGGCCCCGGACAUACAACCCUCCCUCUGUAAAUUGGCUAACCCCUGUGGUAUGCUAGGCUGCAGAUGGGUCAAAAUUACACACAAGCUGAGGGUAAACUAAGCAUUAAUAAAUAAGCCUGCUGACUUGGCAUUAUGGCAUUUUGAAUGUAUGUAUGUAUAUAUAUAUAUAUAUAUAUAUAUAUAUAUAUAUAUAUAUAUAUAUAUAUAUAUAUAUAGUGAGAUCCGUGUCCCAAAAGCGUAGUAUGGACCUGUAUUAAACGUGAGAAACUAACCUAACUCAAGCUCUGACCAAACAUGAAUAUAGUAUCAGUGUAUUUGUACAGCUGAAACUACAAUGCUACAACUGCUUAUACUCUUAGACCAUAAUUUUAAUUCAAUGCGGUAUUCGUAUGCUUAAAUCUGUUUAAAAAACAAAAUUGUGCAUGUUCAUCUUGUGCCCCGCUUGUCUCGCAUGGGAACAGCUAGAGGACUGCCUUUGGGGUACCUCUCGCCUGUUUGUGUUAUAUCUAUGCACUACAAAAAUAAAUAAAUAAAUAGAGUUACAAACGUCAUGAACUCAUCAGAAGAUCCCAGCCAAAUAACAAAGACAUCAUCGAUGUAUCUUUUCCAAAAAUAAAUUUUAUCACGAUAGAUCGAUAAAGUCUGGUCCGUUUCAAUGUGUGUCUCCCAGUUGCCCAAGUAUGCAUAGGAGGGUGCGCAUGAAGUCCCCAUGGCAUUACCCCUAACUUGUUGGUAUACUUUACCAUUAAAUAAAAAGACAUUCUUGGUUAAGAUAAAUUUAAGGAUAUCAGAAAUAAAGUCUAUGUAUGCUGGUGGGGCAUUAAGUGUUUUCUGAAGAGUGGUUCUAACGCUUUUAAUCCCCAAUUUAUGGGGGACGGAGCUAUAUAAUGCCUCUACGUCCAGGCUACAUAAGAUGGCUUCUUCUGGUACCCUUAGGUUCUUUAACCAGUGUAACAUUUGUUUUGUAUCUCUGAUGUAUGAUGGUAAAUUGCUUGCAUUCUGGGUUAGAUUAUCCCUUCCUGAUACAAUAGGCCUGCCAGGUGGAUUCGUCAAGGACUUAUGCACCUUAGGCAGUUGUUUGAGUUGUUAUCCGUUCUCCGUAUUCUCUUGCUCACUGGUUUCGUUUAAAAAUAAAACUAGAAAGAAAAUGGGUGCUUGAAUGAGCAGUGAGGUCGUUGAGGAAGGUAAGAGGUCUCUGCCCUGGACUUUUUAUUUUUGGUCUGAGUCAAGGUUUUCCAGGAACAAAGACACAAGGUCUUCCUAUUGUCUACUGCUACUACAUCCACACCAACAUGCAUGUGUGCAGUGUAAUACAGAACACAUCACAAGUUUCCAUUUUCUCCAUUACUGUUUGGUUUUAUCUCCUACAAACUUUUUCCUCCAUUGGUUUAUAGCUCACAGUUCACUCUCAGAGCCUCUUUUUGUGUCUACUCCUGUGGCACCUGCAUUUUUUCCGGUCACCCAGCCUGUUGAAGUACAUCAUGGACCCCUUCUUUCUCUAUCUGAAUACAAAAUUCAGAAGUGACAACCUGUCUUAUAAAUUACCAGAGCAUUUGUCUGCUGGAGAUCUUUUCCAGCAUGACACCCAGUUCUUUUACUUAUGAAAUCAAACUGUUUUUCCUGUAGAACAUCUGUUGGAUCUGUUGGUUCUCUAAACAAGACACUGACUUAUUUAAAAUUAACAGUUUUGUAAUGUUCUGCCUUCUAUUCUCUCUGCAGUGAGACCAGGGCGCUGUCCUCCUAUCAAAGCUAAGUGUUUGAUGCCACUGCCGGAGCCCAAAUGCCAGACGGACAGUGACUGUCCCGGCAAACAGAAAUGCUGUAAUAUUUGUGGGAAUAGCUGCUGGGAUCCUGCGGAAGGUAAUGUGAUAAUGAAGUCUGUCUGAUAUAAGUGUAAAGCAGAGUCACAGAGCUCCCCAUGUUACAGUUUCUGUUACAUAGAUAAUUAGUUAUAUGAAAACAAAGUCCAUUGAGUUGCACCUUCACAGGAGUCAGUGUUCCUCACCCAAAAAAUAGUGAUAAAAAUAUUACAUUAUAUUUUUAUGAUUUGUUUGAGAGGUAGAAGGAAUAUUCCAGCAUUACUUUAGGAGUCCCUGAGAUUUUCACUGGAUCAGCAAAACAUACAUUGAAUUUAAUAUGUUCUGCGUUGUAUCUACUAGAAUGGUGUUCUACCUUCCUUUGUAUGGUAACCAUUAAUGAUGGAGGGGAAAUGUCCUUCCGUCAAAGGAGAACGUGUCUGAAUCUGCCUCAAAGAAGCAUAUUUCACUUGUUGUGAGAAUUCCUAAAGAGACCUUUUUUUUUAAUGUUCAUUUUUAUGAUGUUUACAUUUUUGACAACUUUCCAUAUAUUUGUUACUGGCCACGUGGUUUUAUUCUCUUGCUAUUGAUGUCUCUAAUGGCUGGAUUAAUUCUCGGUGUAUAUUUCUUUGUUAUAUUAGAGCCACAUGGCGUUUGUCCUGUGAGUGAGAUAAAAAAGGGAAAAAGUCUGGUUUGUCCAUCGGUCCUGUGUAGUCGUGAUUCGGACUGUGCCGCGGAUGAGAAGUGCUGUGUCUCUGGGGACGGACAGAAAUGUGUGAAGCCUUCUUCAGGUACAGAGACCCCAUUAUUUAUAUUGAAUGCAGUGUGUGGGUGUCAGCCAUUACUGUUAGCAUUUACUGAGGAAUCAAUAAAUUAUUAAACAAACACAUGGUGAUAUGUGAACUGUAAUAAUCUCCCUUAAUUCCAAUGGGUAGCAGAUUAGUCUGUGAUAAUUUUGUUUCCUAGUUUUCAAUCAUAAGUCCAUUAUUACGUGUGGAUUGACCCAAUAUGUUUCUGGCAACCAUACAGCCUCUUUUUACACUUUGCUCAUCAACGUUAAUAUAUUUUACUGACUUUGUUUUCUCCAUUCUUCAGAUUUAGAUUUACUCAAUGUGUGCCCUCCGUUUGAUCCCUCUAUCUGUCCACUGGCCAAACCGGGGCCUGAUGACUGUAAAUUCGACAGUCCGUGUCCAAGUGGCAAAAAAUGCUGUUGCUCCAACUGUGGCUGGAAAUGUGUCCCCCCCGUGCAAGGUUAGCGAGAAUAUUCCUUACUGAUUCAUCUGCACCAACAUAAACUCAUUGCAUAUAGUAUAUUGAGCACAUCAUGGCUUCCCAUUUUCUCCAUUCUCUUUGGUUUUAUCUCCUCCAAACACUUUACCUCCUUGUAUUCUGCUCCACAGAUCUCUCUCUGGACAAAUAUCAUCUCCCUGAUCCUUGUUUUAUAGUCUCCUUCCACACCUGCUCUGCCCAGUCACACAUCCAGUCCAGGCAUCUCGUUGGCCAGUUCUGGGAUCCUUGGAUUUCUCUAUACAUUAUCUACAACUUUCAUUCUAUCUUUGGACUUUUCAUAUCUUUUUCUGAGUGUCUACAAUUUUUAACUCCUUAUAUGUGGCGGCAUUCGCCUACGGAACGUCUCUGGAAUCCAUCCAUUCUGCUCAAUGUGACUGUAUUUCUAAUUCACUGACUUGUAACAUAUUACCUGCAAUUCAUUGUGUCCUUUUUGCAGUAAAACCUGGGCGCUGUCCCCCUAUUGUAGUCAGAUGUAAGUUCCCACCACCGGAGCCCACAUGCCAAGCUGAUCGUGACUGUCCCGGCAAACAGAAAUGCUGUAAUAUUUGUGGGAAUAGCUGCUGGAAUCCAGCAGAAGGUAAUUCUGCAUGAUAACUGUGCGUAAUUCAAUAAGGUUUCAUGGCUCACAUUUCCCCAGAGCACCAUAACCAUGAUUAUUAGAAAAUGUCUAACUAGUUUCACUUUUCCUAAAGUCCAUAUUUAUCCACUGAAUCUGUGAAGAUGUUCUGUAUAUUGGUAGGCAUCCUUUUGCACUCCAGGUGUUGUGGGCAACAUCUCCCAUGACGCUCCUACAGUCAAACUACAAGAAGAUGUAGCCCACAACAUCUAGAGUGCCGAAGGUUACCUACCCCUGUAAAAAUCUAUAAAUCGUUAAUGGUGAGCUCAAUGUGAGUGCACCGGCAAAAUGGUGCAAAAAAGAUUUUCAACACAAUGAAAGGCGAUAUUACAGAUUGGGAGACUGAAUGUAAAGGGAUAUUACAGAUUGGGAGACUGAAUGUAAAGGGGAUAUUACAGAUUGGGAGACAGAAUGUAAAGGCGAUAUUACAGAUUGGGAGAGUGAAUGUAAAGGCGAUAUUACAGAUUGGGGGACUGAAUGUAAAGGGAUAUUACAGAUUGGGAGACUGAAUGUAAAGGGGAUAUUACAGAUUGGGAGACUGAAUGUAAAGGUGAUAUUACAGAUUGGGGGACUGAAUGUAAAGGGAUAUUACAGAUUGGGAGACUGAAUGGAAAGGGGAUAUUACAGAUUGGGAGUCUGAAUGUAAAGGGGAUAUUACAGAUUGGGAGACUGAAUGUAAAGGCGAUAUUACAGAUUGGGGGACUGAAUGUAAAGGCGAUAUUACAGAUUGGGGGACUGAAUAUAAAGGGAAUAUUACAGAUUGGGAGACUGAAUGUAAAGGGGAUAUUACAGAUUGGGAGACUGAAUGUAGAGGGGAUAUUACAGAUUGGGAGAGUGAAUGUAAAGGGAUAUUACAGAUUGGGAGACUGAAUGUAAAGGGGAUAUUACAGAUUGGGAGACUGAAUGUAGAGGGGAUAUUACAGAUUGGGAGAGUGAAUGUAAAGGGAUAUUACAGAUUGGGAGACUGAAUGUAAAGGCGAUAUUACAGAUUGGGGGACUGAAUGUAAAGGCGAUAUUACAGAUUGGGGGACUGAAUAUAAAGGGAAUAUUACAGAUUGGGAGACUGAAUGUAAAGGGGAUAUUACAGAUUGGGAGACUGAAUGUAGAGGGGAUAUUACAGAUUGGGAGAGUGAAUGUAAAGGGAUAUUACAGAUUGGGAGACUGAAUGUAAAGGGGAUAUUACAGAUUGGGAGACUGAAUGUAGAGGGGAUAUUACAGAUUGGGAGAGUGAAUGUAAAGGGAUAUUACAGAUUGGGAGACUGAAUGUAAAGGGGAUAUUACAGAUUGGGAGACUGAAUGUAAAGGGAUAUUACAGAUUGGGAGACUGAAUGUAAGGGGAUAUUACAGAUUGGGAGACUGAAUGUAAAGGGGAUAUUACAGAUUGGGAGAGUGAAUGUAAAGGGAUAUUACAGAUUGGGAGACUGAAUGUAAGGGGAUAUUACAGAUUGGGAGACUGAAUGUAAAGGGGAUAUUACAGAUUUGGAGAUUGAAUGUAAAGGCGAUAUUACAGAUUGGGGGACUGAAUGUAAAGGCGAUAUUACAGAUUGGGAGACUGAAUGUAAAGGCGAUAUUACAGAUUGGGGGACUGAAUGUAAAGGGAUAUUACAGAUUGGGAGACUGAAUGUAAAGGGAUAUUACAGAUUGGGAGACUGAAUGUAAAGGGAUAUUACAGAUUGGGAGACUGAAUGUAAGGGGAUAUUACAGAUUGGGAGACUGAAUGUAAAGGGGAUAUUACAGAUUGGGAGACUGAAUGUAGAGGGGAUAUUACAGAUUGGGAGACUGAAUGCAAAGGAUACACAGAUUGGGAGACUGAAUGUAGAGGGGAUAAUGUACAGGAUUGGGAGACUGAAUGUAGAGGGGAUAUUACAGUAUCAGUGGCACCAAGGAUAUUACAGAUUGGGAGAGUGAAUGUAAAGGGAUAUUACAGAUUGGGAGAGUGAAUGUAAAGGGAUAUUACAGAUUGGGAGACUGAAUGUAAGGGGAUAUUACAGAUUGGGAGACUGAAUGUAAAGGGGAUAUUACAGAUUGGGAGACUGAAUGUAGAGGGGAUAUUACAGAUUGGGAGACUGAAUGUAGAGGGGAUAUUACAGAUUGGGAGACUGAAUGUAAAGGGAUAUUACAGAUUGGGAGACUGAAUGUAGAGGGGAUAUUACAGAUUGGGAGACUGAAUGUAGAGGGGAUAUUACAGAUUGGGAGACUGAAUGUAAAGGGAUAUUACAGAUUGGGAGAGUGAAUGUAAAGGGAUAUUACAGAUUGGGAGACUGAAUGUAAGGGGAUAUUACAGAUUGGGAGACUGAAUGUAAAGGGGAUAUUACAGAUUGGGAGAUUGAAUGUAAAGGCGAUAUUACAGAUUGGGAGACUGAAUGUAAAGGGAUAUUACAGAUUGGGAGACUGAAUGUUAGGGGAUAUUACAGAUUGGGAGACUGAAUGUAAAGGGGAUAUUACAGAUUGGGAGACUGAAUGUAGAGGGGAUAUUACAGAUUGGGAGACUGAAUGUAAAGGGGAUAUUACAGAUUGGGAGACUGAAUGUAGAGGGGAUAUUACAGAUUGGGAGACUGAAUGUAAAGGGAUAUUACAGAUUGGGAGACUGAAUGCAAGGAUAUUACAGAUUGGGAGACUGAAUGUAAAGGGAUACAGAUUGGGAGACUGAAUGUAAAGGAUAUUACAGAUUGGAGACUGAAUGUAGAGGGAUAUUACAGGAUUGGGAGACUGAAUGUAAAGGAUAUUACGAUUGGGAGACUGAAUGCGGGAUAUUACAGAUUGGGAGACUGAAUGUAAAAGUGGAUAUUACAGAUUGGGAGAGGAAGGAUAUUACUACAGAUUGGGAGACUGAAUGUAAAGGGAUAUUACAGAUUGGGGAAAGACCGAAUGUAAAGGGAUACAGAUUGUGAGAUUGAAUGUAAAGGCGAUAUUACAGAUUGGGGACUGAAUGCAAAGGCUUAUUAUUACAGAUUGGGGAGACUGAAUGAGGGGAUAUUACAGAUUGGGAGACUGAAUGUAAAGGGAUAUUACAGAUUGGGAGACUGAAUGUAAAGGGAUAUUACAGAUUGGGAGACUGAAUGUAAAGGGGAUAUUACAGAUUGGGAGACUGAAUGUAGAGGGGAUAUUACAGAUUGGGAGACAGAAUGUAAAGGGAUAUUACAGAUUGGGAGACUGAAUGUAAAGGGAUAUUACAGAUUGGGAGACUGAAUGUAAAGGGGAUAUUACAGAUUGGGAGACUGAAUGUAAAGGGGAUAUUACAGAUUGGGAGACUGAAUGUAAAGGGAUAUUACAGAUUGGGAGACUGAAUGUAAAGGGAUAUUACAGAUUGGGAGACUGAAUGUAAAGGGGAUAUUACAGAUUGGGAGACUGAAUGUAAAGGGGAUAUUACAGAUUGGGAGACUGAAUGUAAAGGGGAUAUUACAGAUUGGGAGACUGAAUGUAAAGGGGAUAUUACAGAUUGGGAGACUGAAUGUAAAGGGGAUAUUACAGAUUGGGAGACUGAAUGUAAAGGGAUAUUACAGAUUGGGAGACUGAAUGUAAAGGGGAUAUUACAGAUUGGGAGACUGAAUGUAAAGGGAUAUUACAGAUUGGGAGACAGAAUGUAAAGGGAUAUUACAGAUUGGGAGACUGAAUGUAAAGGGGAUAUUACAGAUUGGGAGACUGAAUGUAAAGGGGAUAUUACAGAUUGGGAGACUGAAUGUAAAGGGAUAUUACAGAUUGGGAGACUGAAUGUAAAGGGGAUAUUACAGAUUGGGAGACUGAAUGUAAAGGGAUAUUACAGAUUGGGAGACUGAAUGUAAAGGGAUAUUACAGAUUGGGAGACUGAAUGUAAAGGGAUAUUACAGAUUGGGAGACUGAAUGUAGAGGGAUAUUACAGAUUGGGAGAUUACAUGGAAACGUGUUCUUUAGAUUGCAAGCUGCAAACAUAAUCAGCUGAUCCCUCUCAGCCAAUGAUCUAAGCCUUGCAGAUUUCUGGCAUUGGUAGUGGAGAUAGUGAGCCGCUUGGUGGACCCCAGGUAUGGAAUCAAAAUAUGGUCUGAGUCCUUACUGUGGGGGAAUGCCAGGGCACUUCAGGCUCCAUAGCAAUUACAGCGGCCUAUAGUAUGGUGCUUGUAGUUUACCUUUAAAUGAUAAUAUUUUGUGAUUCUCUGAAAACUAGUCUCGUUCUUUGGUUGUAACUUGUACUGUCAUUGUAUUUACCUUGAUUAUUACAGAGCCACAUGGCGUUUGUCCCGUGGGUGAGACUAAGAAGAGGAAAAGUCUGGUUUGUCCGUCUGUACUGUGUAGUCGGGAUUCGGACUGUGCCGCGGAUGAGAAAUGCUGUGUCUCUGGGGACGGACAGAAAUGUGUGAAGCCUUCUCCAGGUACAGAGACCACUUUAAUUUUUUUAUUUGAAGUCUUAUGUUAAAAAUCCAUAUAUUUAAAACAUGAAUAACAUUACAUAGUCCUAUAGAGUGUCUCUAUGACAUUGUAACAACAGUAUUCCUUUGGGUCGUAGAGAGGUAGAAUUUGUAGAUAUACAGGGCAUAAAUAGUUACAAUACCGUACAUUGCGGUCCAGGCGAUCCUCGACUUGCAAUAAUGCAGAGUUCACACCAGGCAGUGUCAAUUCUCGUACCCUGUGAGAAUAGCAUGUGUAUAUGGAUGAGGCGAUCCCAGGUAAAUCAAACAUGGACUAGCAAUUUGCACAUCUGAUAGAGUAACAAAAUAGAAAACAUAAAUUGAAUAUGGUGCUCGUUGAGCAUAUGAGUGUCAGGGUAUGUUGGAGUAAGUACCAUUUAUGUGGCCAUAUACUCCUUUUUCAGGUAAUUGAGCUCAGAUUGGAGAAAAAGGUCUAAUAGUGGGGCAUUAUGUUGGGUGUAGGCCUGACUUAAGUCAAAGAUGGUCUAGCCAGGGUUUCCAGCAGUCAUGAUAUUGGGUGGAUGAGUUUGAUAAUGAGUAGUUCCUCCAUGACACUUGUGGCGAAACCAACCUCGCCACUGUGAACUGUGGAAGCCUGGUUGCUCGCCUGCUCCCUUUGGACUAUGGCCCUGCAGGUUAAACCAUUUAUUUUCCCUGCAGAAAGGCUUAUUCAUGUGAUCUGAGUGCCAUUCAUCUAACAAUGUGUGCUCAGAUCAAAGCUAUCUGGGGAUGUGUAGAAAUGUGUGUUUUAUGUACUAAAUGUAUCAGUAUGUAAUUUUAUGUCUUUUACUGUCUUUUUGUCUGCCAUGUGGGUAAAUGGAGUUUUGCCUCUGUCCUGGGAGAUAAUUAGAUUCCUUCCCCAAUUAUCUCCAGGCCAGAGGGGAGGGAUUGUGAGGCAUUGGGGGAGGUAACUCAUGUGUGAUUGGUGUAUUGUGUAAUUGUUGUAAAUCCCUCCCUUGCAUGGGAGAAUCCUUUAUAAGCCUGUUGUGUGAAUAUAUCAGGGUUGUUCCUGUUUAACCCUCCAAGUGAAGUGUCGUCUCAUUCUUGGGGGGAAUUUGACUGUAUGCCGAUUGCCAGGAGUGUAAGCUGUUCUUAGGGCUUUUCCUGUUCGGCUGCUUCCAGGGUUUGUGUGUUUCCUGUUCGGGAGUUGGGGAUUCGUACAGUUUGGAGUUCGGGAGAUUGGUGAUUGCAGUAGCUGCUGGUCUAUGGGAAAGGGGAUUAUCGCCUAAACGUUUUUUAACCCCUUUUGAGCAAAACGGUCCGUUACAAUUGGUGGCAAGCGACGGGAUCAUUCCCACAGUCCAGAAGGACAGCUACAAGGUAACACCAUCCCCUGGACUUACAAAUGGAGGGCAGCAGGGCAAGCAUGGCACCCAGCUACACUCAGGAGCAGUAUGACAGAGAAUUUACCACGCAGAUGCCUUUCUUUGGACCCAACCCCCCGGAGAGAUGCGUGCAGUUCGUAAGGAGCCAGGUAGACGAGUACCUGCAGUUCAUGGCAGAUCCAGCCAAAGGUAUCGGCCGCCCUAUCCGGUGGCAGAGUGCGUUACGGGGACUCAGAAGGGUAUCCCAGGGAGCUGAAGGUGUCGUUCUUCCUCCCCAGCGGCAGUGUGUGUCCCAGGGAGCAGAAGGUGCAGUCCUUCCUCCUCAGCGGCAGUGUGUAUCCCAGGGAGCUGAAGGUGCCGUCCUUCCUCCCCAGCGGCAGUGUGUGUCCCAGGGAGCUGAAGGUGCCGUCCUUCCUCCCCAGCAGCAGUGUGUAUCCCAGGGAGCUGAAGGUGUCGUCCUUCCUCCCCAGCGGCAGUGUGUACCCCAGGGAGCAGAAGGUGUUGUCCUUCCUCCCCAGCGGCAGUGUGUGUCCCAGGGAGCCAAAGGUGUCGUCCUUCCUCCCCAGCGGCAGUGUGUGUCCCAGGGAGCCGAAGGUGCCGUCCUUCCUCCCCAGCGGCAGUGUGUAUCCCAGGGAGCUGAAGGUACCGUCCUUCCUCCCCAGCGGCAGUGUGUAUCCCAGGGAGCAGAAGGUGCCGUCCUUCCUCCCCAGCGGCAGUGUGUGUCCCAGGGAGCAGAAGGUGCAGUCCUUCCUCCCCAGCGGCAGUGUGUAUCCCAGGGAGCUGAAGGUGUCGUCCUUCCUCCCCAGCGGCAGUGUGUGUCCCAGGGAGCUGAAGGUGCUGUCCUUCCUCCCCAGCGGCAGUGUGUACCCCAGGGAGCUGAAGGUGUUGUCCUUCCUCCCCAGCGGCUGUGUGUACCCCAGGGAGCUGAAGGUGCCGUCCUUCCUCCCCAGCGGCAGUGUAUAUCCCAGGGAGCAGAAGGUGUAGUCCUUCCUCCCCAGCGGCAGUGUGUACCCCAGGGAGCUGAAGGUGUUGUCCUUCCUCCCCAGUGGCAGAAUAUCCUGCAGGGAGCAGGGACUGUCAGUCUUGCCCCCCAGCCGCAGGACAAGAUAAUGAAAGGGGAGACAGCUGGUCCCCCUCUCCACCAGCAGAGAGAGUGUCAGGGAGAGGAGCCUGAUACCCCCUCUCCCCAGCAGCAGUUUACAGUCCAGAGAGAGGAGCUUGUUACACCCUCUCUCCAGCGGCAGCCUAACCCACCAAGGGGAGAUGUUACACCCCCCAAUGGUGCAGAUGGGACCGUAGUCUCUGUACUUGCAGCACAAGGGGUAAGGACGGUCGGUCGUGUCCCCCAGCCACAGAGCGGUAUAUCCAGAGGGGAGACAGUCGGUCUCUCCCUCCCACAACCAGGCUCCAACCAGGCUACUUCCACGGUAGUACUGGCACCAGGGCAGAGUACCUGCCCACUCAGCAACCCACCAAGGCAGCCUAACAGUUCCCCACACAGUCGUAGUGAGGCACCUGGACAUGGACAAAGCUCUCCUCUACCCAGGUGUAGUAACCAUUUAUUGUGGGUGGGCUGUACUGCUGUUUCUGUUUUGUGGGUGGGUUGCUGGACUAACCAGGGCACUGACCGGCAGGAGGUCAGAUACCCUGUUAGUCUAGUUGGGGAGAAGUGUGGCGAAACCAACCUCGCCACUGUGAACUGGAGAAGCCUGGUUGCUCGCCUGCUCCCUUUGGACUAUGGCCCUGCAGGUUAAACCAUUUAUUUUCCCUGCAGAAAGGCUUAUUCGUGAGAUCUGAGUGCCAUUCAUCUAAUAAUGUGCACUCAGAUCAAAGCUAUCUGGGGAUGUGUAGAAAUGUGUGUUUUAUGUACUAAAUGUAUCAGUAUGUAAUUUUAUGUCUUUUACUGUCUUUUUGUCUGCCAUGUGGGUAAUGGAGUUUUGCCUCUGUCCUGGGAGAUAAUUAGAUUCCUUCCCCAAUUAUCUCCAGGCCAGAGGGGAGGGAUUGUGAGGCAUUGUGGGAGGUAACUCAUGUGUGAUUGGUGUAUUGUGUAAUUGUUGUAAAUCCCUCCCUUGCAUGGGAGAAUCCUUUAUAAGCCUGUUGUGUGAAUAAAUCAGGGUUGUUCCUGUUUAACCCUCCAAGUGAAGUGUCGUCUCAUUCUUGGGGGGAAUUUGACUGUAUGCCGAUUGCCAGGAGAGUAAGCUGUUCUUAGGGCUUUUCUUGUUCGGCUGCUUCCAGGGUUCGUGUGUUUCCUGUUCGGGAGUUGGGGAUUCGUACAGUUUGGAGUUCGGGAGAUUGGUGAUUGCAGUAGCUGCUGGUCUAUGGGAAAGGGGAUUAUCACCUAAACGUUUUUUAACCCCUUUUGGGCAAAACGGUCCGUUACAACACUGAUGGAUUCAUCUUUGCUGAUCCAAUCUCUAAGUGAUGGAGUGACCGUUUUUUUUCUCCAGUAAAUGGGAAUUAAUAGAUUUGCUGCAGUUAGGAGUUUUAUGAGUUUUCAACUAGGGUUUUGGCUUUGGGUAGAGGAGGAAAAGCAUGGUCUUGCGGUCGGGUCAGCAGAUGAAUUUCGGAGAUUAAAUGGAUGAGUGUGAUUAUUCUCUUCCAUAAGGAUUUAAUUGGUUCACAAGACCACCAUAUGUGGCAUGGGGUGCCUCUAGAGAGCCUGCACCUCUAAAAGGAGUUGGGGGAAUUGGAGAAUAAAUGUUGUUUGUGCGUGCGUGUCUAAUUAUCUUCUUGGGUGGUGUUGCUUAGAGAAAUACAGAAUAAAUUGGUGAAGCAUUUGUAUUCUUUAUCUGUGAAGGAGAUGUGGAGAUCCUCGGCCCAACGUGACAUAUAAUUUGGGUGUGAGGGUGGCUGUUGUUUUAGAUGCGGGCCGCAUGUGGCUCACAGUGAACAUACUGUGGGGAUAUUUAUGGGAUGAUAAUAUUAAACAGUCGACAAUUGCCCACUAUUUCAAUUCUCUUAGAUCUUAGAGAUUGUUUAUCAUGUAAGUGAAAUGUAUUCCAUACAAAUAAAAUCACAAUUUGUUAUAAAAAUAGAUUUAAUGUAUUGUAACCAAUUAAAUAAUAAUAAUAUUAGGCAGCAUGCAUGAUAAUAAUCAGUGAAUAUUUAGUAUAACAUAAGUAUGCAAUACAAUGGAUUGGCUAUACACGUUCCAAUGGCUAACAGCAUCACCUGUCACUUAAUAAGAUUUAUGAGGGUACUUUAAAGACCAAAAGUAAAGCUUCACACAGCGAAAAGCCAUAAAAUCUUGGCUAACAGUUAAAUCAACUGAGUAACCCUUUCAAUGCUGGCUAGAUCCACCUAGGCAUAUAAUAUCAUAUUCUCAUGUGAUUUUCAAUUAAAUUAACAUUCAAAUCAGCUCAUUAAUCAUUUCCUGGAACCAUCCAAUAAGAAUAAACUACCAGAUUUUUACAAAAGCCGAAUUUUAAUUUGCCUAAAAAGAUAUCUUAUCUUAUUUUAGAGCAAAUCAAUACACCUGGAUAAAAACAGCGGUAUGCUAACAUGUGAUACGAUCACAUUAAUAUAUAAUUAUUCUUAAUUCCACCUGCAGAAUGGAAUGUUUAUAACUAUAUAUUCUUUAGUUAACUAAGAUUUCUAAAUAUGAAAUCUGACCGUGAUUUAUCCAGUCAUAUAUCAUGCUAUUAGUAAAUUUUAAUUAAUUUAAAUUAAUUAAAUGAAACCAUUAUAAUUACCAGUUAUGUAGAUAUUCUCAUCAGAUAAGUAGGUAGUCCCAGCAGUGGCGGAUCCAGAGCCUGAUCUCGGGAGGGGCACUUGUAGAUUAUUUAAAUAAAUAAUCCAGGCACAAUAACCACUACAGCUCAGUGUAGUAGUUAUGGUGUCAGUAGUGCCAGGAUUCCACCCCAGAGUAAGUAGUCAUACCGUUUAAGAACAGUUUGACAACUUACCUGGGGUCUGCUGGGAUAUAGGGUAUAGGAGCAGUGGUGUGUGUUAAGGGUGAAGUGUGUGAGUGCGGCAGUGUAUGUCAGGGACAGUGUUUGUGGGGCAGUGUGUGUUUGUGGGGCAGUGUGUGUAUGGGGGCAGUGUGUGUAUGGGGGCAGUGUGUGUAUGGGGACAGUGUGUGUAUGGGGGACAGUGUUUGUGGGGCAGUGUGUGUAUGGGGACAGUGUGUGUAUGGAGGGGCAGUGUGUAUAUGGGGACAAUGUUUGUGGGGAAGUGUGUGUAUGGGGGCAGUGUGUGUGUAUGGGGACAGUGUUUGUGGGGCAGUGUGUGUAUGGAGAGAGUGUUUGUGGGGCAGUGUGUGUAUGGGGGGCAAUGUACGUAUGGGGACAGUGUUUGUGGGGCAGUGUGUGUAUGGGGACGCAGUGUGUGUAUGGGGGCAUAGUGUGUGUAUAGGGGACCUGUGGGGCAGUGUGUGUAUGGGGGGCAAUAUGCAUUAUGGGGACAGUGUUUGUGGGGCAGUGUGUGUAUGGGGGACGCAGUGUGUGUGUAUGGGGGCAGUGUGUAUAGGGACAGUGUUAGGGGGCAGUGUAUGUAUGGGGGCACUGUGUGUGUUUUUGGGGCAGUGUGUGUAUGGGGGACAAUGUGUGUAUGGGGACAGUGUUUGUGGGGCAGUGUGUGUGUAUGGGGGGCAGUGUGUGUAUGGGGACAGUGUUUGUGGGGCAGUGUGUGUAUGGGGGGCAAUGUACGUAUGGGAACAGUGUUUGUGGGGCAGUGUGUGUAUGGGGACGCAGUGUGUGUAUGGGGACGCAGUGUGUGUAUGGGGACAGUGUUUGGGGGCAGUGUGUGUGUAUGGGGACAGUGUGUGUAGGGGGGCAGUGUGUGUAAUUGGGGGGGCAGUGUGUGUGUAAUGGGGGGGCAGUGUAUUUAUGGGGGAAAGGAAAUAAAUAUCCUAUGUCCCCCCUCCCUUCUUACCUUUAUUUAGGAAGAGGGGGGACAUUUCCCUGGUGGUCAGGUGGUCUGAGUGAACUCUAGCCCGCGCUCCCGGGCUAGAGUUCACUCUCGCGAGAUUUGGAGCAUUGCCGUGGUAACCGUGGCAACGCUCCAAAUCUCGAGAGAGGAGGACCCGGAGGAGCUGCAGACUGAGCUCCGGAUCCUCCCUCUCACUCCCUCCCUCCCUCCGCCGCCGGCUGCCAGCACAGUGGCUGCGGACCGGGGAGGGAGAUCUCUGAUCUUCCUCCCCGGCCCGCAGGCACAUUGCAGGGCUGGCACUUGGGCAAUGCCAGCCCUGCGUUAGCCGGCAGGGGGGAAUCUCGGGGGGGGCAAUUGCCCCGUUGCCCCCCCCCCUGGAUCCGCCAAUGAGUCCCAGAAAUUUAUAAAACAAGAGAAAAGAGAGGCUGCGCCAAAAGAAAUGAUAUAAAGGUAGUAAAAAUUAUUGUAUAAAAUUAGUCCCAAUAUAUAUAAAAUUGAUCUGUGGUAUUAAGUUGUCUCAAGCAAUAUUUCAGCUGGUGAGGUAUCUUCUCUGUUUAUAGUAGUGCAGAUCGUCUCGUGAUAUGGAAGACACAAGAAGAGAGGACCAAUCGUGCAGAGUGUAUAUGAUGAUUAUAGGUGAAUUAAAAUAUAAAAUUGGUCUGGUGUGCCUAUUGCAACACCCAGGAGUGAGGGAGUCUGACUUGUAGUGGAAUGUCUCAAACUGGAUAUGGGCAGAGAUUUCACCCAGUACUCUGCCUGAAACUAAAGUGGUUUGGUGUGCACCUAAAGUUAGGUGCAAUGGGGUCCAGGAGUCAGUUCGCUUGAAAAGGCUUUUAUAUAUCCUGAUAUUCUAGGAGAAAAAUGCAACACUUGCAUAUAUGGGGUGUAUGGCUUUAAAUCUGCUAGAGGCAGAGUCAAACUUGCUACACACCAAAAUAAUCUACUUAAAACUCAAAGAUGGAGACUGGAGAAGAAUGUAUAGGAAAACAGUAUGAGGAACUGUUUCCUAUAUGUAAAAAAUUAUCACCAUUAUGUAUAAUAUGACUUUAAAUAUACGAUUAAUCAAGUGAGGCAGAUGGUGUGCCAAAUGUCAUGCUUAGUAGCAGAGAAUGAACGAUAAAAAUAGAAACUGUGUAUAAUGAGUAUACGGUUAUAUGACUAUAAAUCACCGUAUCACUUAGAAUAAUAAUAAAAAGAUAAUUAAAAAAAUAAGUAAAUAAAAUAAAUACAAAGUUUAUUGGGCAUCUUGAAAAAUACUAAAAAUAUAUAUUAAAAUAUAAACAGUAAUAAAAAAUAUGAGUCAGGAACGUAUUGCAAGAAAAUUACCAGCACUUUAGCAGUCCUUGUGUCAGAUAAAAUGCAGGGACCAUCCAGGAUGGAUGUGGAUACAGUGUUGCAUAAACUGUAAUCUCUGGCUGUCGGCUGUGAGGUUGGCGUGCGUCCCAGACCUCACUCUGAGUGAUGCAUGCUUACUGGCCGGUCGGUCCCCAGAUCUUUAGGUAUCGUACUCUCGGUAAGUGGGGGUUGCUGGUUGCUGGCUUCAAAAUUCUGCGUCCGUAUCCUGCUCGGUCUGAUAUGGUCUAACGCGUUUCGUGGGUGUCAGCCCCACUUCAUCAGAGACGGUAUGAAGAUUCAGUAGUCUGUGCUGUUUAUAAAUGUACAUCUGACUGAUUGCAAUUGGUAACAUAAGGAUCGUUCAUACAAGGAUGAUGUACUAAAUAUUUAACCCUUAAUGUGUUAAUAGAAAAUAAAAUAAAAUAAAAUUAAAAUAAAGAUACACAUACAUAAAUACACUGGAAUGGGUACAUUCAUGAAUACAGUAAUAAAUAUCAAUAAUAAAAAUGUAAGUUGCAAGAAUGAUCACAUAUAAACAUAAUUUAAGUUGCAAGAAUGAUCACAUAUAAAAAUAAUUAAGAGAUAUUUGAAACAUGCAUGGAAUCAAUGAAUGGAAUAAGUAAAUUUGCUGUAAAAAUACACAUAGACAGUAUGUAUUGUAUAUAUAUACAUACAUAGAGAUAACGUAAAAGGUAUAAUUAAAAGACAGAAUAUUAAAGAUAUAUAAAAAGAAAAAAUAUAAGUAUACCUAAUCGUUAAAAGGCUAAAAGGACUAUACAACGAACGGAAGAAAUGGUAAGAGAUAAAGGAGAAUAAUUAUAAUAGAUAAUAUCUAUAAAUUAAAAUUAUGACAGGAGGCUUCCGGUAAAAGUAUAAGUAUAUUAUAUAUUUGUAAUAACCUUUUAGUUUAUUGGAUUUGUGGGCAGUGUAUUAGAGUGGAGGGAGGGUGGGCAGUGUAUUAGAUUGGGUCUGUAUGGAGGCGUUGAACGCUCCCCGUGGAGAUGCUGAUUGGCCACAAAGCGUUUUGCCACACAUGCACAAUAGCCUCCCAAUGCUUUCCUACCAAGUUUGUUGUUCUAAGCCAAAGUGAAGAACACAUUCAUAGAACUUCAAAAUAAACAAGAUAAUGUCAUUUGUUUUGGUUUUUUUUUACAGCUGUGCAACAACAUCCAUUCACCAUUUCAGUCCCAUUACCAAACAUUUUUGUAAUAUGUCAAGGUAGUUAGACUGAAACGUUGGUUAUAUGCAAAUGCCCAUCUCCUUAAAAUAAAUUGUCUCUUUUGUUUAUUUUGAAGCCCUACGAGCGCGAGGACGUCCAGUGUCAGUACUUUUUUUGUAUUUUUUUUUUUAUACUGUACUUUUCUAAAUAAACAUUUCUAUGAAAACUGAAUUUUUUUUGUUUUUUGAAAAUCAAUAGGUGUUUGGAUUUUAUGGGCGGUUUGUUGUAUAGUUUCUUGAAUUGUGAUCGGUCUCAGGGAUGUGCAUAGAGAAAAUAUUCGGUUCGGCAUUCCAAAAUUCGGGACUUCGGCAACUUCGGCACUUCGGAAUUUCGGGACUUUGGCUGUUCUCUUGCAGCCGCUUAGUAAAUAACUCCCUAAUUUCCACGGUAUUGGGGAACUAUCUACCAAAAGGCUGAAAGACCUAAAUUGGUUUUCAGCCAAAUUUACUAGUAGGGGAAUGUUUAUUAAACAGUGAGCAGCCUGUGGUGGGUUUGGGGCCCUAAAUUAGAAUAAGGGGGGGACAUAUUGUCCUCCCCCCCGGCCCCCACCCCCUGGGCGGCGGGUGGGGGCCAGAAAUAAAAAUGUAACCCCCCCCAGGUGACUAGAGGUACCCAAACCCCCUUCCCAAACAAAAUUUAUUAACCCCUAUGUGAUGGACCCUCCGUCAAUCGAUGCUCCUAGUGCUUACCAAGGACCAUCAGAACCGCCACAGCUUGGCUGGGAACUCGCCGUCCUCUACCCACCCUGGACCUACGACAAGCCUCCAGGUUCCAGUGGGUGACCCUCUCUUUCUCCAGAGAGUUAAGCAGGAAUAGCCCUUAAAAGAGCUUAGUAAUUAUAGCCCAGGAGAGUAUACAGAGUAUAGCAAUCCCCCAGUGUAGAUGCAGCCUUUUCCCCCCACAAAUAAGACGAGGUUCUAUGUUGAGGGUAAAACAGGAACUCAGCAGUCUGAGGGUUUGUCUCUUUUAUACAGGUUUUCCCACAAGGUUACCACCCAUGUGGACCUUGUGAAGCACAGGACACAAAGUUACAAAGCCAAUCAAAACAGGUUUGUACAGAUAGACUCUCCCAGAUAAUGUACACAAGCCCUUCCCUCUGCCUGUUUUACAAUUGUGAAGAAAAUAGACUUUUACCUGUUAUUUUCUCCCUUUUUAUUCGGUAUUUUUUAUAUGUGAAUAUUUGUAUAUUGAAUGGAUUGGUUCGGUAGUUUGAAACUACCGAACGCCGACCACCCUCCUGGCUCAUUUACUUCAAAGAAAACUAGCUAUUAAGUGCUCCCUGGGCGGCCGAUGUUCGUAUAACCGAACGCCACGUGGAAAAGAAAACGGUGGCCAUCUUGUUCGUACGCUGGAAACUACCGAACGCCGGCUUCUCAUACUUCCCGAACAGCCAGGAAAGCCUCAUUCGGUAGUUCUGUGCGAACGGACAAGGGGAGCAAUCGCUACUAUAAGCCAGGGGAAUCCAUUCAGGAGUUUUAUUCGUUUUUUUCAGUUUUGUGAAUUGACCGACUGCACACGCUGAAUUCAUGGAACUGUUUUGGGCAGGAGCUGCAUGUGUGGUCGGUAAAAGGGACCCUCCACACUUUUUCAGAACCCUUGGACCAAUCUGGGUGAAAUUUGGAUAUGUUUGUCCCCCAGAUCGGGGCUAUCAGGGGAUAUGUAAUUUGUGGGGAUACCUUGUGGGGAAAGGGGUGUUCUAAGUUUUGGGGAUAUUGUGUGCUCUCUGCCUGGAGAUAAUUGGUUUAGUCCUUAAUUUAUCUCAAGAUCUCCCAGGCACAGAGGAGGCGUGUAAUACUGUGAAUCUGUGUGAUGAUUGGCUGUUGCUUUUGUUUGCUGUGGGAGGUCCUCUUGCAGGAGGAUUUCUCAUAAAAGCCUGUGCUCAUUAUUCCUGUUACACCCUUCAUGAAGUCUAGGCUCAUGUUUGGGGGAUAUUCUACUUGUUGGGAAGAAUCACAUUGGAACUACAUUUCAUCUAUUCUAUUCCUCUACUCCCUGCUGCAGCUAUAAUCACUCAUGCUCAGCUGUUGGGAGAGGGAACCAAGACCGCAGCACCAUAACCACUGCAGGUCUUAACAACAAUUAACAAACACAGUGGAUUACCCACAGACAGAAAACACACAUUUUUCACAAAACACAGAAAACACCACAUAUCCCCACAAAUUAUACAUCCCUUGAUAGCCCUGAUCUUUUGACCGACUUAAAGCAUGGCUUUCAUGCCCAGAAUAGUUCCACAGAUUUAGGCUGUGCGGCCAUUCUAUCUUCUCCUCUAUCCUGGAGAUAAUUGGCUUAAGUGGCUGUGGUAACUUAAUUAUCUCCAGGUACAGGAAAUAUCUCUAAGUCAAAAACUGUUAGAAAAACCACAUGAAGAUACUUAACUCUUAUCAUACAAUGUUUAACCUAUAUGUCCAACAUAUCCUCAGAUAGCUUGGAUCUGAGCGCUCAAUAUGUCAGAAAAGCACUCAGAUCUCACGAAUACAGUUGGAUCGCCAUGGGGUUAAACAAUAGCAAUGGCUGAUGGGAGAUUGAGGGGGGACAAAGCAGCCAGUUUAAAUUGGUCUGGCAGUGUCCCUGGGACAACGCUGUGCUGGAGAAACAAUAGGACAGGAAAAAGGGGGAGGGGAAGAGGCACAUUUUCCCAUGGAAGUCACUUUUUAGCAUGUCUUUUUGCAGGGCCCAUAGUCUUUGGACAAAAGGCUGGCCAUUAGUCCUCUCCAAAAACCUGUGGCGAAAUUGCUUUCAUCACACCCUGCCUACCCCCCUCACCCUAAAAAUAGUGAGAGUGGACCAAUAACUAUGUACCUGUAAAUAAAUAAAUACAACUUAACAUUUGAUGUCUUUUUUUCUAAAAUCUUCUUUUCUCAGCACCAAAAUAGGGCAAAUAAAAAAAACCAUAAUAACCAUCGCACUUUGGAAGAAAAAAAAAAUCAUAGUGCAAAAAAAUCAGAUGAGAAAAAACAAACUAAACACUGAAAAAUAAUCCAUCUUCACCCAUGCAGGGCACCGCGCACACUGAGCUACGCAUGGUGGAGGAAGGCUUAUAAAGCCUUGCCCCGCCCUGCAAUUAGGCUCAGAGCACUCUGGUUGGUUGGUUUAAGCCAUCCAAUCGGAGUGCUCUGACAGGUAAAUGAAGAGACUGACAGGUAACUUUCUACAUUUACCUGUCACAACACUCUGAUUGGUUGGCUUGAAAUCCACCAGAGUGCUCUGUGUCAUUUUACACAGCGUAGGAAAGUUCUUUGGAAUUUUCCCACGAGGUGUAAUUUGACUGAUAACUCUCUGGUUAAUUUCAAUCCACCAAUCAGAGUGUUGUUAUGAGUCAAAGUACACAGCCAGGGAAAAUUCCAAAGAACUUUCCCACGCUGUGUAAAAUGACACAGAGCACUCUGAUUAGUUUGAAUUUUUUUUUUUCAUUGGAUUUAUUUAUCUUUGCACAGGUUAUUUUCUUUUCUUUUUUUUUAAAGUGCGACAGGUAUUAUGAUUUUUUUAUUUGCCCUUUUUUGGGGCUGAAAAAAGGCUUUUAGAAAAAAGACAUCAAAUGGUAAGUGUAAGGAAACCUAGCAUAUCCAAUCCUCAUUCAGUAGUUUCCUUCCGAACGGCCAGAUAAUCAGUGAUUAUAGCUCUCUGUUCGGUAGAUAAAAUAAACGAAAUCCAUACGAAUGCAAUAGCUUUACAUGAUGAUUCCCUUAAUAAAGCAUACGAAUACCCAAACAUCAGCCGGAGUCUAGAAGAAGGGUGCAACAGAACUGGCUUUUAAUGAUCACACACUGGCUUUUAUGCAAGUCCCCAUGCAUUCCAAUCAUUAACAAGGAAAACAUUAAGCACUCCCAGCACAAACAUACAAUUCCCUCCCCUUGUCCUGGAGAUAAUCAAGUCUGAUAAAGUAAUAACUUAAUUAUCUCCAGGCAGAAAAAAUACAGUUUUCCCCAAUAUUUAGAACACCCCUUUAUGCAUAUGGUAUUCCCACAAAUAAUGUCCCCUGAUAGCCCCGAUCUGGGUGACCAACAUAUUCAAAUUUCACCCAGAUAGGUUCAGGGGUUCGCAAAAAGUAUGGAAGUCUUUUGUGACCGGCUUACCGCGAGGUUGCUGCCCAAAACAGUUCCACGAGUUUGGGUAGUUUUGCCGGUCCAUUUAGUAAAGUAGAAAAAAAUGAAUAAUUCCACAAACGUUUUCCCCUGGCUCCUAGCAGCGAUUGUUCCCCUCAUACGAAUGAACAAAAGUACCGAACAGCGCUCUUCUAGCUGUUCGGGAAAUAAAGAUCCAGCGUUCGUAUGUUGGGACCGGUGUUCGGUAAGUUGAGUGUCCGAUUUUAGUUCCAGACACUCAACGACCAAGUCCUGCUGCCUUUGUUCGCACAAAAAAAAGGUGGCCACCUUUUUCUCCGAAACGUGGCGUUCAGCAAUACGAACGACGGCCGCACAAGUAGAGGGUUCAAUUGAGGCAUGCUUUGAAGUUAACGAGCCAGGGGGUUGGUCUCUGUUCGGUAGUUACAUCUACUGCAUGAAAAAGGGGAGACUUACCGAACACAAACAGGGAUUUCUUCACAGUAAGAUUUAUUUAUUCAUUUUCAGGUACUUAAUUAUUGGUCCUCCCUCACUAUUUUUAGGGUGAUGGGCGUAGGUAGGGGUUAAUUAAUUUUGUUUGGGAGGGGGUGACUAGGGUUUUGGGGACCCCUAGUCAUUUAGGGGAGGAGUUACAUUUUUAUUUAGGGCCCCCACCUGCCGCUCAGGUUGUUAAGUCAAAUUACAUAGCGUGGGAAACUUUCCCACGCUGUGUAAAAUGACACAGAGCACUCUGGAUUUCAAGCUAACCAAUCAGAGUGCUGUGACAGGUAUAUCUAGAGACGUAUAAAUAAAAAAGAAUUAGACCAUCCAAGUGCAGUGUGUGUACAAUAAAUAAAAAAAGAUAAUUCCUUCCUUUUUUGGUACAGUGUAAGACAGGAUUCCUCUCAAUCCUCAAGAUAAAUGCAAAAAUAAGAUACAGCUAAAUAUAUUAGCAGAGAAAAGAGAAACUCAUAGGGUCAGUAGCAUAUAUCAACAAAUGGCCCCUUGUAUCAAUAUUGCACUCACAGACUGAAUUAAUUUUUCGGGCUCAUCAAUUAAGUUCGAUUUUCACGGAUCCACCAAUUUAGGUCUUUCAGCCUUUUAGUAGAUAGCUCCCUGAUACUGUGGGAAUUAGGGAGUUAUCUACUUAUUCAUCCCCUUACCUUGACUAAGUAACGUACAUUUUAUAUUUUUUCUAUAUUUUUUUUAUUCUUGUUUUUAGAUCUACAAGAGUGGUUGUUUAAUUCCAUGUUCAAUAAGGGUAAAGUUGUAUAGUGUGCUCUCACCAUUCACAUCUUUUUGUAAUAUUGUAUUAUUUAAGUUUAUGUGAAAAGUGACUCACAUUAGUGAUUGGAGCACCUAAGUUCUUAACCUCUUAACCUUAAUCUUUUUUAUAUUCACUAUGUUACUUGAUUGUUAUAAGUAUUGCAAAUGCUUACAGCUGAAUCCUGGCUAUGUCUAUAUACUUUUUAUUAAACUGGUAUACAGUUUGUUAACGUCCAAAUUAAGAAUUUCCUUUUGAACUCCAAAAGUUGCAAAUGAUCUCCAUCAAAUGAGCAGAGCAGACCUUCCUUCUCCCAAGAAGGUUUCUCCACCUCAAACUCUUCCUCCUCCAAUACACUGCGCCUUCAAGAUUUCUCGAGGGCUGCACCGUUCCUGUGGAACUCGCUUCCCUCCUCGUUAGAUGCUCACCCAGUCUCCAUUCCUUCAAAAAAUCGUUAAAAACCCACUUCUUCAUAAAAGCGUAUCACUCAAACUGUUAAUAGCUCCUGACUGAUUCCUCUUCUGCAACUGUCAUUAGUCUAAUACUAUCCUUACCUUUUUGUGUCAUUUUACCCCACACCCCACUUAGCAUGUAAGCUCAUUGAGCAGGGCCCUCAACCCCUCUGUUCCUGUGUGUCCAACUUGUCUGGUUACAACUACAUGUCUGUUCGUCCACCCAUUGUAAAGCGCUGCGGAAUUUGACGGCGCUCUAUAAAUAUCAUAAUAAUAAUAAUAUAUUACUACUUCGGCACUUCGACACUUCUGAACAUGUCUAGUCUCAGGUUCCCCUUCAUAAUUGUGGAACUGAGUUAAUGAAAUAUGUGAGCUGUGAAUGGCAAACAUUGUGCAUGUGGGUGUGUGGGGUAGAGGGUAUGAUUUCAGCUAGUACCUGAAUUCUUUGAACAGUAAGAAUGGAGCAGAGUGUAAGGUAAGUGGAAUUGUGAUAGGCAGAGAAAGAGGCCGGAUUCAUGCCCGGGUGGAACUGUGGGUUGUAAGUUAGAGGAAAGAGAGGUGAGGGGUGUAGGGAUAUAUUGGAGAGUAGUCUGAUUUGUUGCCAUAUUCUCAAUGUUGGGUAAAUGGUGGGGUGGAAGGAUGGGUUGUGAAGGGUUUUACCCCUCUCUUGACACGGAAUGGUGCACAGCAGAGCUUGGAAGCCCAUAUUUUCCAGGUGUACCCAGUGCUUUUGAUUAUUGGGUCGUGGUCAUUCAUAAAUCCUCGUUAGGAUUACUGCCUUGUGAUAGGCUUCCAAGUUGAGCAAACCUAAGCUUCCCUGUAGUUUGUGGCCCAUAAGGCCUUGAAGGGAGAUUCUGGGGUGUUUGUGCACCCAUAGGAAAGGACUGAACAGACGUGUUAUGGUUGUGAAGAAGGAUUUUGGUAGAGCAAUGGGCAGGGUUUGUAACCUGUACUACAAUUUAGGUAGGGUAUUUAUUUUUAGAAUAUGCUCUGAGUGAACCAGCCAAAUAACGAUUUAUGCCAUGUGGCCAGGUCUGUCGCUAUAGAUUGAAGGAGGGGACUCAAUCUUUUACUAAAUCUUUUUUUACUUCGCUCACUUUGAUCCAUUCUACUGCUUUCAAUUAUUAACCUUAACUCCAUUCUUCAGAUUUAGAGUUACUCAAUGUGUGCCCUCCGUUUGAUCCCUCCAUCUGUCCACUGGCCAAACCAGGGCCUGAUGACUGUAAAUUCGACGGUCCGUGUCCAAGUGGCAAAAAAUGCUGUUGCUCCAACUGUGGCUGGAAAUGUGUAACCCCUGUGCAAGGUAAGCGAGAAUAUUCCUUACUGGUUUAUCUCCACCAACACACACUUAUUGCAUAUAGUAUAUUGAGCACAUCAAGGCUUCUCAUUUUCUCAAUUCUCUUUGGUUUUAUCUCCUUCAAACACUUAACUUCCUAGUAUUUGCAUAUCCUGACCUCAACCAUUAGGGCAGUCAAGAUCCAAAAAUACGACAAAUUUCAUCUUCACAAUGUAUAUCAUGUACAAUUGUUUUGGCCUUCUAUAGGUGUCAUCAGCAAGGUGUAGCUGAUACCCAUCUAGGCACGGGGGUCCACUUCUGAAUUACCCAUUUAAAUUGGGGAAAAAGCUCAGAGAAACUCAAUAGGUGUCAGAAUAGUUGCCCACCUAAGGGCAAGUUAUUUUGUCUGUUCUCAGUAUUGUUUUGCAACCUGUUUUAGUUUGUUUGCUAUCCUUAAUGUAAAAGCAUAAUCCAGAUGUGGACCCCAUGCUCACUAGAGGAGUAUCCGCUACACCUGACUAUAAGGCCUAACAAGACUGAAAUGAUCAUCUGGGGUUGCUGUAUCUUUCGUACAGAGGGCAUUUUGAAUCUGAACCCUCUGUUGGGAUCAGCCUGAUGUGCAAAUAGCUUAGGUUCUCUCUGUAAUGGCAUAACGUGAGCUAAAAGCAGCUUGCCAGCGGAGCGGGGUCCCGGCGAAGAGUAAGCUGUUUGAGUUGUUACACAAAAUGGAGAAAUAAAGUAAACAGAGUGCAGGUCAGGAGUCCGGAUACAAGUCAAGGGCUCAUGAGCUGCACCACUGUAACCACCUAAUAGGGAGCUCUAAUGAGGGGGUAACCCUCCAAAAUAUGUAGGUAAUAGGAGUAGGUGAUGUGUAGAGUCCCACAAGGGGACACCAACAUCAGGAGAGCUCCACUGUAUAAGAAAUGAGGAAGGGAGGCCCUACCUUUAAUCAAUCUAAGGAUAAAAAGGGAUAUGCAAACAAAAAGUAUAACUUGAAAAAAAGGGAGAUCUACUAAAUAGUGUCUGGAGUACUAGCUAGCAUCUAAGUUCCAAUUCCCCUAGUGCCCGACUGACAGGAAGGUAGUGUAAACGAGGUUAGGGAGAGAGAAGAGGCACAGGGUCCCCAGAGAACAAGGGACCGGGUAAUCCGAUCUAAACGCAGAUUAAAAGCCUCUCACAAAAAAUAAAUAAUUAAAUAAAUCUCUCAAUGCACCUUAAAAGUUACCUCGACACCAUUAUCUAACCACUAGUGUCUACCUGAACCAACUCUCCCUACUAAAGUUAUAAAUAAAUAAAUCAACACCUAAAAAUCAAUAACCGUAGUGGUAACAAAAAUAAAAAAGUGCUACCAAGUGCAGAAGAAAAAGAAAACGCUUGACGCGCGUUUCGGCAUGUUCAAAACGCUGUCGUCAGGAGCCUGUGAACAUGAGCAGCUUAUUGUUCCAUUUAAAUACCUAUUAAUGAUGAAAACAUGGCCAUCAGCUGUUCAAUGUGGGAGUUCCUGAGGGGCGGAGUAUCUAAACUCUAUUCUGCAGUCUACCAGGGGUGUGGCAUGUCGUCACAUAUUCUACAUAUCAAAAACAUAGUGAAGACACACCCUGCCAAUGACAUAGCUUACCUGGCAAAAUCCCUGACUGCAAUGGCUGCUAAAAAAAAGGCAAGGCUGCAGGUUCAAAUCCCGGCAAGGCCAACCCAACACCCCAUCCGUCCAAGAUCGGCAAAACAAGCUCGAUCAAUGGGGCAACAUUAACAUAUACUACUGGUCAGCUCCGAGACCUGUGUCCUACUAAGAGAAAGGUGCCACAUAAAUACUGUAUUUAUCGGUGUAUAACACUCACCGGCGUAUAACACGCACCUCAAAAAAAACUUAAAGGACCACUAUAGUGCCAGGAAAACAUACUCGUGCCCCCACCCUCAGGGUCCCCCUCCCGCCGGGCUCUGGAGAGAGGAAGGGGUUAAACACUUACCUUUCUCCAGUGCUGGGCGGGGAGCUGUACUCCUCCUCUCCUCCUUGCUCGCGACGUCAUCGGCUGAAUGCGCAUGCGCGGAAUAGGAGUUUCUGUUUCCUGUACCCGGUCGGACUGACAGGAAGGUGCACACUGAGUCUGGCCAGCCACCGCGGACAGCAGAGCAGCUCGGCCACGCUACAGGAGAGGUGAGAACCAACUGCAGCCGCCUGACCGCUCUUGACAGAGCGCUCAGGCGGCUGCAGUAUUUAAAGGGCCGGCGUAUAACACGCACCCAUAAUUUUCCCCCUAUUUUCAGGGAGAAAAAGUGCGUGUUAUACGCCGAUAAAUACGGUAUAUGUUAUUAUUAUUUUUUUAACCCCUUAACGACGAGUGAAUUGCUGUAUUAGAAUUGCUGUAUUAGAGGCAGACCGGGAGCAUCCGAUAGUGCUGCCCAGCACAUGUGCUCGCUCUGACAGCAUGUCAGCAUGUCAGAGCGAGCACAUGUGCUUAGUAUACUUACCUUCCGCCUCCCUGCACUUACUAAGGACCUGAGUUAUUCCUGAUACAAUAGGCCUGCCAGGUGGAUUCGUCAAGUACUUAUGCACCUUAGGCAGUUGUUUGAGUUGUUAUCCAUUCUCCGUAUUCUCUUGCUCACUGUUUUCGUUUAAAAAUAAAACUAGAAAGAAAAUGGGUGCUUGAAUGAGCAGUGAGGUCGUUGAGGAAGGUAAGAGGUCUCUGCCCUGGACUUUUUAUUUUUGGUCUGAGUCAAGGUUUUCCAGGAACAAAGACACAAGGUCUUCCUAUUGUCUACUACUACUACAUCCACACCAACAUGCAUGUGUGCAGUGUAAUACAGAACACAUCACAAGUUUCCAUUUUCUCCAUUAAUGUUUGGUUUUAUCUCCUACAAACUUUUUCCUCCAAGGGUUUAUAGCUCACAGUUCACUCUCAGAGCCUCUUUUUGUGUCUACUCCUGUGGCACCUGCAUUUUUUCCGGUCACCCAGCCUGUUGAGGUACAUCAUGGACCCCUUCUUUCUCUAUCUGAAUACAAAAUUCAGAAGUGACAACCUGUCUUAUAAAUUACCAGAGCAUUUGUCUGCUGGAGAUCUUUUCCAGCAUGACACCCAGUUCUUUUACUUAUGAAAUCAAACAGUUUUUCCUGUAGAACAUCUGUUGGAUCUGUUGGUUCUCUAAACAAGACACUGACUUAUUUAAAAUUAACAGUUUUGUAAUGUUCUGCCUUCUAUUCUCUCUGCAGUGAGACCAGGGCGCUGUCCUCCUAUCAAAGCUAAGUGUUUGUUGCCACUGCCGAAGCCCAAAUGCCAGACUGACAGUGACUGUCCCGGCAAACAGAAAUGCUGUAAUAUUUGUGGGAAUAGCUGCUGGGAUCCUGCGGAAGGUAAUGUGAUAAUGAAGUCCGUCUGAUAUAAGUGUAUAGCAGAGUCACAGAGCUCCCCAUGUUACAGUUUCUGUUAAAUAGAUAAUUAGUUAUUUGAAAACAAAGUCAGUGUUCCUCACCCAAAAAAUAGUGAUAAAAAUAUUACAUUAUAUUUUUAUGAUUUGUUUGAGAGGUAGAAGGAAUAUUCCAGCAUUACUUUAGGAGUCCCUGAGAUUUUCACUGGAUCAGCAAAACGUACAUUGAAUUUAAUAUGUUCUGCGUUGUAUCUACUAGAAUGGUGUUCUACCUUCCUUUGUAUGGUAACCAUUAAUGAUGGAGGGGAAAUGUCCUUCCGUCAAAGGAGAACGUGUCUGAAUCUGCCUCAAAGAAGCAUAUUUCACUUGCUGUGAGAAUUUCUAAAGAGACCUUUUUUUAAUGUUCAUUUUUAUGAUGUUUAAAUUUUUGACAACUUUCCAUAUAUUUGUUACUGGCCACGUGGUUUUGUUCUCUUGCUAUUGAUGUCUCUAAUGGCUGGAUUAAUUCUCGGUGUAUAUUUCUUUGUUAUAUUAGAGCCACAUGGCGUUUGUCCUGUGAGUGAGAUAAAAAAGGGAAAAAGUCUGGUUUGUCCAUCGGUCCUGUGUAGUCGUGAUUCGGACUGUGCCGCGGAUGAGAAGUGCUGUGUCUCUGGGGACGGACAGAAAUGUGUGAAGCCUUCUUCAGGUACAGAGACCCCAUUAUUUAUAUUGAAUGCAGUGUGUGGGUGUCAGCCAUUACUGUUAGCAUUUACUGUGCAAUCAAUAAAUUAUUAAACAAACACAUGGUGAUAUGUGAACUGUAAUAAUCUCACUUAAUUCCAAUGGGUAGCAGAUUAGUCUGUGAUAACUUUGUUUCCUAGUUUUCAAUCAUAAGUCCAUUAUUACGUGUGGCAACCAUACAGCCUCUUUUUACACUUUGCUCAUCAACGUUAAUAUAUUUUACUGACUUUGUUUUCUCCAUUCUUCAGAUUUAGAUUUACUCAAUGUGUGCCCUCCGUUUGAUCCCUCUAUCUGUCCACUGGCUAAACCGGGGCCCGAUGACUGUAAAUUCGACAGUCCGUGUCCAAGUGGCAAAAAAUGCUGUUGCUCCAACUGUGGCUGGAAAUGUGUCCCACCCGGGCAAGGUUAGCGAGAAUAUUCCUUACUGGUUCAUCUGCACCAACACAAACUCAUUGCAUAUAGUAUAUUGAGCACAUCAUGGCUUCCCAUUUUCUCCAUUCUCUUUGGUUUUAUCUCCUCCAAACACUUUACCUCCUUGUAUUCUGCUCCACAGAUCUCUCUCUGGACAAAUGCCAUCUCCCUGACCCUUGUUUUAUAGUCUCCUUCCACACCUGCUCUGUCCAGUCACACAUCCAGUCCAGGCAUCUCGUUGGCCAGUUCUGGGAUCCUUGGAUUUCUCUAUAUAUCCUUGGAUUUCUUGUAUAGUAGAUUUCUCUAUACUAUACAACUUUCAUUCUAUCUAUGGACUUUUCAUAUCUUUUUCUGAGUGUCUACAAUUUUUAACUCCUUAUAUGUGGCGGCAUUCGCUUACGGAACGUCUGUGGAAUCCAUCCAUUCUGCUCAAUGUGACUGUAUUUCUAAUUCACUGACUUGUAACAUAUUACCUGCAAUUCAUUGUGUCCUUUUUGCAGUAAGACCUGGGCGCUGUCCCCCUAUUGUAGUCAGAUGUAAGUUCCCACCACCGGAGCCCACAUGCCAAGCUGAUCGUGACUGUCCCGGCAAACAGAAAUGCUGUAAUAUUUGUGGGAAUAGCUGCUGGAAUCCAGCAGAAGGUAAUUCUGCAUGAUAACUGUGCGUAAUUCAAUAAGGUUUCAUGGCUCACAUUUCCCCAGAGCACCAUAACCGUGAUUAUUAGAAAAUGUCUAACUAGUUUCACUUUUCCUAAAGCCCAUAUUUAUCCACUGAAUCUGUGAAGAUGUUCUAUAUAUUGGUAGGCAUCCUUUUGCACUCCAGAUGUUGUGGACAACAUCUCCCAUGACGCUCCUACAGUCAAACUACAAGAAGAUGUAGCCCACAACAUCUGGAGUGCCGAAGGUUACCUACCCCUGUAAAAAUCUAUAAAUCGUUAAUGGUGAGCUCAAUGUGAGUGCACCGGACAAAUGGUGCAAAAAAGAUUUUCAACACAAUGAAAGGCGAUAUUACAGAUUGGGAGACUGAAUGUAAAGAGGAUAUUACAGAUUGGGAGACUGAAUGUAAAGGGGAUAUUACAGAUUGGGAGACUGAAUGUAAAGGGUUUAAUUUAUUGGUAAAUUAACAGGUUUAAACACUAAAGUGAGUUCUAAAUGAAUUCAAAUUUAAGGUAAAAAAAAGCCAAACUGAACAUUUUCAAAGUAAACUAUCUUUUCAGUUUGACUACUUGAAAAUCACAUUGAAUUCAGGCUGAUAUCUCACUAGUGAAUAACCCAGUACAUGUAAAGGGAAUCCUACAGAUUGGGAGAUUACAUGGAUACGUGUUCUUUAGUUUGCAAGCUGCAAACAAAGUCCGCUGAUCCCUCUCAGCCAAUGAUCUAAGCCUUGAGGUUUUCUGGUAUUUGUAGUGGAGAUGGAGAUCCGCUUGGUGGACCCCAGGUAUGGAAUCCAAAUGUGGUGUGACUCCUUACUGUGGGGGAAUGCCAGGGCAACUUAGGCACCAUAGCAAUUACAGUGGCCUAUAGUGGCUAUGGUGCUUGUAGUUUACCUUAAAAUGAUUAUCUUUUGUGAUUCUCUGAAAACUAGUCUCGUUCUUUGGUUGUAACUUAUAUUGUCAUUGUAUUUACCUUGAUUAUUACAGAGCCACAUGGCGUUUGUCCCGUGGGUGAGACUAAGAAGAGGAAAAGUCUGGUUUGUCUGUCUGUACUGUGUAGUCGGGAUUCAGACUGUGCCGCGGAUGAGAAAUGCUGUGUCUCUGGGGAUGGACAGAAAUGUGUGAAGCCUUCUCCAGGUACAGAGACCACUUUAAUUUUUUAUUUGAAGUCUUAUGUUAAAAAUCCAUAUAUUUAAAACAUGAAUAACAUUACAUAGUCCUAUAGAGUGUCUCUAUGACAUUGUAACAACAGUAUUCCUUUGGGUCGUAGAGAGGUAGAAUUUGUAGAUAUACAGGACAUAAAUAGUUACAAUACCGUACAUUGCGGUCCAGGCAAUCCUCGACUUGCAAUAAGGCAGAGUUCACACCAGGCAGACUUCUCUACCCUGUGAGAAUAGCAUGUGUAUAUGGAUGAGGCGAUCCCAGGUAAAUCAAACAUGGACUAGCAAUUUGCACAUCUGAUAGAGUAACAAAAUAGAUUUAAUUGGUUCACAAGACCACCAUAUGUUGCAUGGGGUGCCUCUAGAGAGCCUGCACCUCUAAAAGGAGUUGGGGGAAUUGGAGAAAAAUGUUGUUUGUGCGUGUGUGUUUAAUUAUCUUCUUGGGUGGUGUUGCUUAGAGAAAUACAGAAUAAAUUGGUGAAGCAUUUGUAUUCUUUAUCUGUGAAGGAGAUGUGGAGAUCCUCGGCCCAACGUGACAUAUAAUUUGGGUGUGAGGGUGGCUGUUGUUUUAGAUGCGGGCCGCAUGUGGCUCACAGUGAACAUACUGUGGGGAUAUUUAUGGGAUGAUAAUAUUAAACAGUCGAGAAUUGCCCACUAUUUCAAUUCUCUUAGAUCUUAGAGAUCGUUUAUCAUCUAAUUGAAAUGUAUUCCAUACAAAUAAAAUCACAAUUUGUUAUAAAAAUAGAUUUAAUUUAUUGUAACAAAUUAAAUAACAAUAAUAUUAGGCAGCAUGCAUGAUAAUAAUCAGUGAAUAUUUAGUAUAACAUAAGUAUGCAAUACAAUGGAAUGGCUAUACACGUUCCAAUGGCUAACAGCAUCACAUGUCACUUAAUAAGAUUUAUGAGGGUACUUUAUAGACAAAAAGUAAAGCUUCACACAGCGAAAAGCCAUAAAACCUUGGCUAACAGUUAAAUCAACUGAGUAACCCUUUCAAUGCUGGCUAGAUCCACCUAGGCAUAUAAUAUCCUAUUCUCAUGUGAUUUUCAAUUAAAAUAACAUUCAGAUCAGCUCAUUAAUCAUUUCCUGGAACCAUCCAAUAAGAAUAAUCUACCAGAUUUUUACAAAAGCCGAAUUUUAAUUUGCCUAAAAAGAUAUCUUAUCUUAUUUUAGAGCAAAUCAAUACACCUGGAUAAAAACAGCAGUAUGCUAACACGUGAUACGAUCACAUUAAUAUAUAAUUAUUCUUAAUUCCACCUGCAGAAUGGAAUGUUAGUUAACUAAGAUUUCUAAAUAUGAAAUCUGACCAUGAUUUAUCCAGUCAUAUAUCAUGCUAUUAGUAAAUUUUAAUUAAUUUAAAUUAAUUAAAUAAAACCAUUAUAAUUACCAGUUAUGUAGAUAUUCUCAUCAGAUGAGUAGGUAGUCCCAGAAAUUUAUAAAACAAGAGAAAAGAGAGGCUGCGCCAAAAGAAAUGAUAAAAAGGUAGUAAAAAUUAUUGUAUAAAAUUAGUCCCAAUAUAUAUAAAAUUGAUCUGUGGUAGGAAGUUGUCUCAAGCAAUAUUUCAGCUGGUAAGGUAUCUUCUCUGUUUAUAGUAGUGCAGAUCGUCUCGUGAUAUGGAAGACACAAGAAGAGAGGACCAAUCGUGCAGAGUGUAUAUGAUGAUUAUAGGUGAAUUAAAAUAUAAAUUUGCCACUCACAUUUAGAUGAGCUAUGGCCAGCUCAGGUGUAGUAGGCACACAGCAGAACAAUCCCCACUUAUAGGAUAUACAGGUGCUUGUCCUCCAGGAGAAGAUGGUGUCCAACUCUCAUGGAAAGAAAAACAUAAAAACAACCAAUAGUGCUCUCUGAUGACACGAUGUAAAAAUGGAUAAAGUUAAAUAAAAUAUACUCACAAGUAGAGUGCAAGCCUAAUUGCACUCUGAUAAUAGUGUUGAUGGUAUAAUCCCCACCUCAGGAUAAGUUGAAUAAAAUGACAGGAAAAAAUAAUAAUAAUAAAAAUGUGUAUAAAAAAGUAAUGGCACAGAAAUCUAGCCAAAAAUGUUUUUAUUAUAAAAUACACAAUAUUAUAAAACCAUUCACGCGUUUCACCACUAGGGCUUUAUGAAAAUGGAAUAACAUUAAAACCUGGCAGGUAGGGGUAUAUAUAUAUACAUAUAUAUAUAUAGGUAUAUACAUAAUUUAAAAAUGGUGCCAAAAAACAUCAUUAACCAAUCAGAGUGAAGUAUUAUCCAUAACAAUAGUCAAAUUUGCAUUUAAAAAUAAAAUUGGACAGAAGAGCUUUAACAUCUUACAUAUUAACAAAUGUAAUCAUUUAAAAUUGAAUUCAAUAAAAACGAAAUGUAUAGGCAUGAAUAAUUAUGUAUAUAAUUUUAACACGUCACGUGACUCGCGCAGCACUAUGGGAAAUGUGGUGCGCGAGUCACGUGACCGGCGCCCACAGGAGUGUACUGGGACCGAAGCCACAUGGGAAAUGUAGUAAGUGCAGCCCCCUAAUCAUAGGCGGCUCGCACAAAGAAAGGGGUGGGUACAGAGUGCGUCACAUGACCCGUGGCACACAUGGAAGUAUGAUGCGCGGGUCACGUGAUCGGCAUACUUUAGGGGAUUAUAGCGGCGCAUAGCCGCAUGGGUAUUGUAGUUGAUGGGCGUGCGUCCUCCACCCUCAUGGGCAGUACAUAUAAACAUACUUGACACUAUGAGAAAACAUUAAAACAAUAAAUGAAGAUAUAUAAGCAUCUGAACUGAUAAAAUAAUUACAGACCAACAUAAGAAAUAAAUGACUGUAAAUAAAAACAUAGUUAAAAGGAGCCAUGUUAACUAUGGGCACCAGUUAAUAAAAAACAUCAAUUAGUUGAAUAAAUACAAUUGUAAAACCAAAAUAAAAUAACCGCUAUGAUAUGAAAAAUAAAAAGCGUAAUUAUAGCACAUUAUUAGUAAAAAUGCGGUCAAGUUGGGGGCAUCCUAGACUAUAAUGCCGUAGGUAACAACUAUGAAUAGGAUAGCCCCAACUUGACAGUAAGUGACAAUACAUAUACUGAAAAAAAAACUGUUAAAACAAAAUUAUAAAAUUUUUUAUAAAUCGUAGUCUGCAUUUAAACCUUGGGGGGCUAGGGUUUGUAAAUUGUAUACCAAUUCCAUUUCUGAUCUACCUAAAAUAUUUUUUAUAUUGCCACCUCUCCAGGGAAUCUUGCAUUUUUUAAUUCCAAUGCAUUUAAGAAAUUUGUGAUCUCGAUUAUGUUUCUCAAAAUGCUUGGAUACGGAGUGAUUUGGGUAUCUAUUUUUUAUAUUUCUGCAAUGUUCUGCUAGUCUAGUUUUUAGGCACCUUGUAGUCAUACCCACAUAUUAGAAGCCGCAUGGGCACUCCAAUAGGUAGAUCACAUUAGUUGCGUUGCAUCCAAUAAAAUCUUUUAUGGUAUAGUUCUUUUUAGUUAUAUUAGGCUUAAAACUAGUAACUUUUGAGUAUGUGGAGAGAUCAGUGUUUUUACACACAACAGUUGCUCCAUUUAAAAAAGUAUGAUUUGUAUUUUUAAUUUCUUUCGUAUAAUUAUUAGUUAAAAUAGAUCUAAAAUUUGGAGCACCUCUAAAGACAAUUUUAGGUUGUGUUGGUAAAAUCUCUUAAAGAUUGUCUUAAAAGGUGCCAAUGUUUUUUUAUUGUUUUUUUAAUAAAACCACUUUUAUUAUUAUUAUAGUUAAAUAUUAUAGGUAGGUUUCACUUACCCACACUGCGGCUGCAAUCCCUAGGAGCGGGCGCGGUGCCUGCCUUAACUGAGUGCGCCUCACCAACGCUUCCCAAAUCGACGCCAGCGACCAGCACUGGAAGUUCAUUUAGGGAAAUCAUCCCCAGACGCCGACUCCAUUUUACUGCAGCCCGCACCUGGACAAUGUCACUUGGAAAGCACCGAGCCUAUACCUGUUCAACAACCGGGAAGCCUGUUAAUACCGGUGGGCAGACGCUGCGCCCCUUGGCGGGACUUUGGGAAUCAGCGGGCCACCUGGGUGCACAGCGGGGACUUACCUUAUGUCUUGGCAUAGGCUGCCUCUCUUAUCCUCUGCAUCGUCAGAGCCACCGGCACUCUCAGUUUUAAACGAUAUGCAACAUCUAAGGCACACACCGUGUAUUGUACCAAUGAUAGCCCCAACAGUUUCCACUUGGGCUGCAUUUACUGAUAAGCAUACAUCCCCUCAGUUAAUGUUCACGUAGUGUUUGUUUAUUUUCAUGCCUUCUGCUCACUGCUUAAUAUGUGACAUCAUGACUGGUGGUAUCCUACCUGCAUACCUAUGUUGGCUAAGCUUAUGACCUAAAAACUCAAUAGAAAUGUCAGUAUGUUUACCUGUAUUAGUAUCUCAUAUGUCAUAACUUAUAACUGACAAAUUAGAUUAAUGAUCUAUCCAAGCCUGUUUAAACGCUAACGAGUCGUUGCAUCUGAAUGUUAGACCUCUUAAUUAUCGUUACCCUUCCUAUUUAAAAAAUGUAUGCAUACCCAACAUGCCACAAUACUGUCAUAAAAUUAUUUUGGAAAUCGAGCCUGCUGACGCUGUUGUGGCGAUACAGGCACUGUUGUACCUAUCUGCAUACCAAAAAUAAAGAAUUUAAAAAAAAAAAAAUAUUAUAGGUAGGGUAGGGGUUUCUGAAGUAUUUUUAUCCUUGUAAGUUAAAAGACUUUCUCACUGUUUGUAUUGUAUUAUUCAACUGUGUAGGUGAGUAAUUCUUAUCUACAAAUUGUUUCUUUAAAACCAGCGAUUGUUCAUUAAAAACAUCAAUAUGGGAACAGUUUCUGCGUGUUCGUAAAAAAUCGACUUUUAGGGGCACUUUCAAGCCAAGGCUUGUAAUGGCAGCUAGUUUGAUCAAUAGCCGUGUUAGUGCAUACUUUUAAAAAAAAAAUUUUUGGUGUGUACUGUUCCAUCUUUAAUAAAAAUAUUUAGAUCUAAAAAAUUGAUUGUGUCUUUACUGUAUUCACAAGUCAUGACAAUCCCUCUGUUAUUAGAAUUAAGAUGUGAAAUAAAGGAGUUGAGGGAAUCCUCAGAACCCUUCCAUAUAAAAAAACAGAUCGUCGAUAUACCUAAAAUAGGAGACCAGGCUGUGCUCCCAGGCAUGCUGUCCCCAGAUGGCGCUGGAUUCCCAGUCAGCCAUGAAGAGGUUGGCAUAGCUGGGGGCAAACCUGGUCCCCAUAGCUGUCCCUCUCUUCUGAAGGUAAAGAGCCAAAAAUAAUUAUUAUUUAAAAUAAUAUUGAUACCCUCCACAAUAAAAUCUAUCUGAGAUUCUGGGAUUCUCUUUUCAUUUAAUAAAAUGGUUUUAACAGCCUGACAACCAAGUUGAUGGGGAAUAAUGGUGUAUAAAGAGGUGAUGUCACAUGUGACAAGUAUAAAAUCAGAUUUCCAAUAAAAUCUAUUUAAAAACCUUAAUAGUGUCAUUGAGUCUUUCAAAUAAGACUUCAUAAGUUUCACUGAAGGUUGGAGUAAAGUGUCAAUGUAUUGAGAUAAGUUACAUAAAGGGGAAUUAAUCCCUGACACUAUAGGUCUACCAGGAGGGUGUUUAGCAUCUUUAUGUAUUUUCGGCAAAAAAUAAAUUACCAGAAUUUUGGGAUAUUUAAUAAAUAGAUAAUCAAAUUCUUUUUUUUGUUUAAAAUAUUUUCAUCUAAUCCCCUUUUUUUUUUUUAAAUGGAUAGUUUGUGUUGUAGAGAGGAUGUUGGAUCUUUGGGUAAUUUAAUGUAUACGGCAGUGUUGUUUAAUUGUUUUAUAUGGUUCUUCGAGAUACAUGAUACUUGAUUGAAUGACUAGACCUCCACCCUUGUCUGCAGGUUUUAUGACUAUAUCUUUAUCUAUAUCAAUUUUUUAUAAUUUUGUUUUAACUGUGGUUUUUUUUGUUUGUUUGUUUUUCAGUAUAUGUAUUGUCACUUACUGUCAAGUUGGGGCUAUCCUAUUCAUAGUUGUUACCUACGGCAUUAUAGUCUAGGAUGCCCCCAACUUGACCGCAUUUUUACUAAUAAUGUGCUAUAAUUACGCUUUUUAUUUUUCAUAUCUAAAAUAAGGCCAUAUAGCUGUUAUUUUAUUUUGGUUUUACAAUUGUAUUUAUUCAACUAAUUGAUGUUUUUUAUUCUUUUUUUUUUUCUGGUGCCCAUAGUUAACAUGAUUCCUUUUAACUAUGUUUUUAUUUACAGUCAUUUAUUUCUUAUGUUGGUCUGUAAUUAUUUUAUCAGUUCAGAUGCUUAUAUAUCUUCAUUUAUUGUUUUAAUGUUUUCUCAUGGUGUCAAGUAUGUUUAUAUGUACUGCCCAUGAGGGUGGAGGACGCACGCCCAUCAACUACAAUACCCAUGCGGCUAUGCGACGCUAUAAUCCCCUAAAGUAUGCCGAUCACGUGACCCGCGCAUCAUACUUGCAUGUGUGCCGCGGUUCACGUGAAGCACUCUGUACACACCCCUUUCUUUGUGCGAGCUGCCUAUGAUUAGGGUGGCCGCACUUACUACAUUCCCAUGUGGCUUCGGUCCCAGUACACUCCUGUGGGUGCUGGUCACGUGACUCGCGCACCACAUUUCCCAUAGUGCUGCGUGAGUCACGUGACGUGUUAAAAUUAUAUACAUAAUUGUUCAUGCCUAUACAUUUCGUUUUUUAUUGAAUUCAAUUUUAAAUGAUUACAUUUGUUAAUAUGUAAGAUGUUAAAGCUCUUCUGUCCAAUUUUAUUUUUAAAUGCAAAUUUGACUAUUGUUAUGGAUAAUACUUCACUCUGAUUGGUUAAUGACGUUUUUUGGCACCAUUUUUAAAUUAUGUAUGUACAUAUAUAUAUAUAUAUAUAUAUAUAUAUAUAUAUAUAUAUACCCCUACCUGCCAGGUUUUAAAGUUAUUCCAUUUUGAUAAAGCCCUAGUGGUGAAACGCGUGAAUGGUUUUAUAAUGUGUAUUUUAUAAUAAAAACAUUUUUGGCUAGAUUUCUGUGCCAUUACUUUUUUAUACACAUUUUUAUUAUUAUAAUUUUUUUCUGGCAUUUUAUUCAACUUAUCCUGAGGUGGGGAUUAUACCACCAACGCUAUUAUCAGAGUGCAAUUAGGCUUGCACUCUACUUGUGAGUAUAUUUUAUUUUACUUUAUCCAUUUUUACAUCAUGUCUUCAGAGAGCACUAUUGGUUGUUUUUAUGUUUUUCUUUCCGUGAGAGUUGGACACCAUCUUCUCCUGGAGGACAAGCACCUGUAUAUCCUAUAAGCGGGGAUUGUUCCGCUCUGUGCCUACUACACCUGAGCUGGCCAUAGCUCAUCUAAGUGUGAGUGGCAAAUUUAUAUUUUAAUUCACCUAUAAUCAUCAUAUACACUCUGCAUGAUUGGUCCUCUCUUCUUGUGUCUUCCAUAUUACGAGACGAUCUGCACUACUAUAAACAGAGAAGAUACCUCACCAGCUGAAAUAUUGCUUGAGACAACUUCCUACCACAGAUCAAUUUUUAUACAUAUUGGGACUAAUUUUAUACAAUAAUUUUUACUACCUUUUUAUCAUUUCUUUUGGCGCAGCCUCUCUUUUCUCUUGUUUUAUACCUUUACCAUAGAGGGUUAGAGGGUUACCCUCUGUCAGGUUGCUGCCUAUCCAUUGUUUUAUUAGCGCUAACCUAUCUCCUGUUUUCCUUUGAGUCCCAGAAACUUGAUUGGUUGUAUGGAGGUGCGUGAGUAAUAGAGAAAAGUGAUGUUGGUUAGAAAGUCAGAGUAAAAUUCUAAGUGUCAAGGAGUUGUGUCCAAGAGAGUUUAAGAGUAGAGUUGUUAGAGUGUCCUGGAUCUCUCUGCAUGUCCGAAUCUGAAUGCCCAAACUCUCAACUCCCUCUCUCUACCAACUAAUCUCUCUCUUCCCUUUGUCCUAACUUUUAAAGGGCCUGACUCUCUGUACGUCAUUAGUUGAUAAGCCAAUAGGAAACUGUAGAUGUGUUCAAUCUAUGGAUCGCAAUUUAGGUAUUUGAUCCAUAGAUGGCAGUCUCGUCUAACUAAACCUUCCUAUCCAGGAAAGAGUUAACUUUUCCUGAUGACGAUUUUGACGUCAUUUGGCUUAUCUAAAAUGACUACCAUAACUUAGAUCUGCUGGCAGUUCAAAGCGUUUGUCUCAGUCUUUGUGGCAACUACUUUGAUUUCUAAAAUUGACAGUUCUAAACUCAAUUUCACCCCUUACUUACAAUGGGAACUUGUAAAAUUAGUUACUUAGUCUUCUCUGUCACUAGUGUCUGUGUUUAUAUAAUGCAUUCCUUAGCUCAGGCUCAGUGGUUAGUGAAAUCAAUGAAAUUGUGUCUUUGUUAUCCUGAAGAUAGCAAAAUGGAGUCCGCUCUGUUCUGAGUGACUCUGGCAAUAUACACUUUUAAUUUCUUUCUUAGCACAAAAUGUCUGCCGAUAUAAAUAUCCUGACAAUACUUGCAGCCCACCUGCCCUGGGGCCGCUUUCAGCUGUGUCUUCGACCAGCCGCAAGACAGGAAAAAUAUUUCCUGAUUCUUCCUUUCCCGACCACAAGAGGGCAGAGUGUCUGCUGAGCAGACCAGAGCAGCCACUUCCCCUUCCCUCCUGCUCACAGUGCCAGCCACUCCCCCUUCCCUCCUGCUCACAGUGCCGGCCACUCCCCCUUCCCUCCUGCUCACAGUGCCAGCCACUCCCCCUACCCUCCUGCUCACAGUGCCGGCCACUCCCCCUUCACUCCUGCUCACAGUACCGGCCACUCCCCCUUCCCUCCUGCUCACAGUGCCAGCCACUCCUACCCUCCUGCUCACAGUGCCAGCCACUCCCCUUCCUGCCUGCUCACAGUGCCAGCCACUCCCCUUCCCUUCUGCUCACAGGUGCCAGCCACUCCCCUUCCCUCCUGCUCACAGUGCCAGCCACUCCGCCUUCCCUCCUGCUGCAGUGCCAGCCACUCCCCUACCCUCCUGCUCACAGUGCCAGCCACUCCCCUUCCCCUGCUCACAGUGCCAGCCCUCCCCUUCCCUUCUGCUCACAGUGCGGCCACUCCCCUUCCUUCUGCUCCAGUGCGGCCACUCCCCCUACCCUCCUGCUCACAGUGCCGGCCCUCCCCUUCACUCCUGCUCACUGUGCCCGGCCCUCCCCCUUCCCUCCUGCUCACAGUGCCAGCCACUCCCCCUGCCCUCCUGCUCACAGUGCCAGCCACUCCCCCUUCCCUCCUGCUCACAGUACCAGCCACUCCCCCUUCCCUCCUGCUCACAGUGCCAGCUACUCCCCCUAAAUUAGAGGUACGGCGAUGGGUACCAAGUUCGCCCCCAGCUAUGCAAAUUUAUUUAUGGCGUACUGGGAGGAACAGUUUAUUUACCAGAACCACACAUGGGGUGCGAACUUGGUAAACUAUCGCCGGUACAUAGACGACAUAUUUUUUAUUUGGACUGCGUCACAAGCAGACUUAUUGUCUUUCAUCGAUUAUUUGAAUAAAAAUCAGUGGAAUAUUAUUUUAACAGCACAGAUUAGCACACGACAAAUUAAUUUCUUGGAUUUAGAAAUUUUCAUUAAACACGAUACAAUUGCUACUAAGAACCACUUUAAAGAAGUUGACGCCAAUAGCUACAUUAGGAGAGAGAGCUGCCACCAUACCCCAUGGUUGAGCAAUGCUCCCAAAGGUCAAUUUCUACGAUUAAGAAGUAAUUGCACAGACGAACAAGACUUUUUAGAACAGGCAAACAGGAUUAAAAUACAAUUUCUGGAAAAAGGAUACGAGGAAGGCCCUCUCCAAGUAGCUUUAAAUGAAGUCCAAAACACUCAUAGAGCAGACUUUUUAAAAUAUAAACAAAAAAAGAAAGAUCCAAAUUGGAACCAAAACAUUCCCUUUAUAUGUAAUUACAAUGGCAACAAUAGAAAAAUUAAUAAGGCCAUAACAAAACAUUGGCACAUAUUGAAGGAUGAUCCGAUUUUAAAAACUUUAUUACCAAUAAAACCAAAGAUAAUUGGUGCAAAGAAUUUAAGAAAUACUCUCGUACAAAGUAGUAAUAAAGAACACAAAACAGGAAAUUCUUUUUUUACUAUGAGCAAUGGCUUUUAUGGAUGCGGACAAUGUUUAGCAUGUAAAAAUAUUAUAAGUAAAAAAAGACACCUUACAGAUCUAGAACCAGUUAUUAAUAAAACAUUUGUUAUAAAAGAUCACCUAACAUGCCACUCGAAAGGAGUUAUCUACAUCCUAAAAUGUCCAUGUAACCUACUAUAUGUAGGGCGCACGAUUAGAAAAUUAAACAUAAGAAUAGCAGAACAUAUACGAAACCUUAAAAACGGAGUAGAAACCCACAGUGUUUCGCAUCACUUUAAACAAGUUCACCAACAAAACCCUGAAGGGAUGUUCUUUUGUGCGCUAAAAUUGGUAUAAAAAAAAGAUUGGAGGGGUGGAGACUAUGGCAAUAAAAUAGGCAAGGAAGAAAUGAAAUUCAUAUUUAAUUUUAAUACCAUGAUUCCAUAUGGACUUAAUAAUGAUUUCGAAUUAUGCCAUUUUAUGCAAUAAAUAUUAGUUUUAAAUAAAAAAUAUUUUAAUAUUUUAAAAUAUUUUUAUUACUUGGUUUCCACAAUUUUUUUUAAAAUAUAUUUUUUCAAUCAUAUAUUUUUUUAGUUUAGUAAUCCAGCAUUUUAAUAUUAAGUUUUAAAUCUUCCAUUUAAAGAACUCUAAGUUAUAAAGUCAUAAUAGACCCUAAUACUAUUUUUGCAUAUUUUAUUAUGUGACUUCUGUCCUCUGUUUUAUCUCUAUAUAAUAUAUAUAUAAUACAUCUUUUAUACUGCAGUCUUAUGGACCAUAUAGACCAAACAGGAUACUUUAGAAUUUUUAUUAUGUUAUUCUUGUAUUUUGUCCAGCAUUCUAACAUAUUAUCUAUAUUUAGGACAUUAUAGGCACCUUCAAUCCCUUUUGUUAUUGUGAUUAAUAGUAUGAAUGUAUAUAUUGUUGUCCACUCUAUUCAUCCUAGGGUAUUUUUUGGUAUAUAGUAUUUGUAUACAAGUGUGAUGUCGCUAUGUAUUGGAGGAGUGAGAUGGGAUUUGUGCAAUGGACUCAUUCUCCCUGUGGCUAGAUGGAAGAGCCCGAUAGUUGUGACAAGCAGGCAAUCGGAACGCAUGUGCGUUCCAUUGGAAAGGAACUUGGACACGAGAGCCAGCAAUGGCAAGCAUGUUGCGUUCCGGCGGCCGGAACCCGGAGGUAAAUGCCGACGUCGGAACGCAUGUUGCGUUCCAAGCGGCCGAAACCCAGAAGUGCCGCAUAAAAGCGGCGAAACCAGCGGAAAACUUCUUUUAAAAAGAAAAAAACGAACUGAACACUACAGAGGCAACUGAAGAAGCCUGUAUAUCAGGCGAAACGCGUUUUGGACACUCUUGCUCUAUACAGGACUUUACCUAUAUCCAAUAUUUAUUGGUAUAGUGUUUCUGUUAGUAUUUAUUUUUCACUUUGUUAACAUUUUAUUAUUGAAAAUAAAGAUACAUUAUUUUUAUAAAUAAGAACAAGCAACAUAUUGAGAAUUUUUUGGGCAACACUCAAAGGACCAUAAAGAGGAAUAUCUAGGAACCAAUGACAUUAGGGUCUGGACAACCCCCCAAUGGUCCAAAGGAACAUACCUCUAGAGUCAUAUGAUGGUAUGACUCUAAUCGUGUGAGUUUAACCCAUUUAUCUCUACUUUUAUCAUCUUUAUUUGUUCAGACUCUCUACGCUAUUUGUAUUUAUUCUGUUUUACAGAUAAUACAGGACAUUACGCAGCUCCACCUAUUACCUUGUAUGUAUUAUGUGGCCCAUAAGGCCUUGAAGGGAGAUUCUGGGGUGUUUGUGCACCCAUAGGAAAGAACUGAACAGACGUGUUAUGGUUGUGAAGAAGGAUUUUGGUAGAGCAAUGGGCAGGGUUUGUAACCUGUACAACAAUUUAGGUAGGGUGUUUAUUUUUAGAAUAUGCUCUAAGCGAACCAGCCAAAUAACGAUUUAUGCCAUGUGGCCAGGUCUGUCACUGUAGAUUGAAGGACUCAAUAUUUUACUAAAUCGUUGUUUACUUCGCUCAUUUUGAUCCAUUCUACUGCUUUCAAUUAUUAACCUUAUUAACUCCAUUCUUCAGAUUUAGAUUUACUCAAUGUGUGCCCUCCAUUUGAUCCCUCCAUCUGUCCACUGGCCAAACCAGGGCCUGAUGACUGUAAAUUCGACAGUCCGUGUCCAAGUGGCAAAAAAUGCUGUUGCUCCAACUGUGGCUGGAAAUGUGUAACCCCUGUGCAAGGUAAGCGAGAAUAUUCCUUACUGGUUUAUCUCCACCAACACACACUUAUUGCAUAUAGUAUAUUGAGCACAUCAUGGCUUCUCAUUUUCUCAAUUCUCUUUGGUUUUUUCUCCUUCAAACACUUAACUUCCUAGUAUUUGCAUAUCCUGACCUCAACCAUUAGGGCAGUCAAGAUCCAAAAAUACGACAAAUUUCAUCUUCACAAUGUAUAUCAUGGACAAUUGUUUUGGCCUUCUAUAGGUGUCAUCAGCAAGGUGUAGCUGAUACCCAUCUAGGCACGGGGGUCCACUUCUGAAUUACCCAUUUAAAUUAGGGAAAAAGCUCAGAGAAACUCAAUAGACUCAAUAGGUGUCAGAAUAGUUGCCCACCUAAGGGCAAGUUAUUUUGUCUGUUCUCAGUAUUGUUUUGCAACCUGUUUUAGUUUGUUUGCUAUCCUUAAUGUAAAAGCAUAAUCCAGAUGUGGACCCCAUGCUCACUAGAGGAGUAUCCGCUACACCUGACUAUAAGGCCUAACAAGACUGAAAUGAUCAUCUGGGGUUGCUGUAUCUUUCGUACAGAGGGCAUUUUGAAUCUGAACCCUCUGUUGGGAUCAGCCUGAUGUGCAAAUAGCUUAGGUUCUCUCUGUAAUGGCAUAACGUGAGCUAAAAGCAGCUUGCGAAGAGUAAGCUGUUUGAGUUGUUACACAAAAUGGAGAAAUAAAGUAAACAGAGUGCAGGUCAGGAGUCCGGAUACAAGUCAAGGGCUCAUGAGCUGCACCACUGUAACCACCUAAUAGGGAGCUCUAAUGAGGGGGUAACCCUCCAAAAUAUGUAGGUAAUAGGAGUAGGUGAUGUGUAGAGUCCCACAAGGGGACACCAACAUCAGGAGAGCUCCACUGUAUAAGAAAUGAGGAAGGGAGGCCCUACCUUUAAUCAAUCUAAGGAUAAAAAGGGAUAUGCAAACAAAAAGUAUAACUUGAAAAAAAGGGAGAUCUACUAAAUAGUGUCUGGAGUACUAGCUAGCAUCUAAGUUCCAAUUCCCCUAGUGCCCGACUGACAGGAAGGUAGUGUAAAUGAGGUUAGGGAGAGAGAAGAGGCACAGGGUCCCCAGAGAACAAGGGACCGGGUAAUCCAGUCUAAACGCAGAUGAAAAGCCUCUCACAAAAAAUAAAUAAAUAAAUCUCUCAAUUCACCCUAAAAGUUACCUCGACACCGUGGUCUAACCACUAGUGUCUACCUGAAGCAACUCUACCUACUAAAGUUAUAAAUAAAUAAAUCAACACGUAAAAAUCAAUAACCAUAGUGGUAACAAAAAUAAAAAAGUGCUACCAAGUGCAGAGAUUAAAGAAAAAGAAAACGCUCAACGCGCGUUUCGGCGUGUUCAAAACGCCGUCGUCAGGAGCCUGUGAACAUGAGCAGCUUGUUGUUCCAUUUAAAUACCUAUUAAUGAUGAAAACAUGGCCAUCAGCUGUUCAAUGUGGGAGUUCCUGAGGGGCGGAGUAUCUAAACUCUAUUCUGCAGCCUGCCAGGGGUGUGUCAUGUCGUCACAUAUUCUACAUAUCAAAAACAUAGUGAAGAUACACCCUGCCAAUGACAUAGCUUAGCUGGUAAAAUCCCUGACUGCAAUGCCUGCUAAAAAAAAAGGCAAGGCUGCAGGUUCAAAUCACAGCAAGGCCAACCCAACACCCCAUCCGUCCAAGAUCGGCAAAACAAGCUCCAUCAAUGGGGCAACGUUAACAUAUACUACUGGUCAGCUCCGAGAGCUGUGUCCCACUAAGAGAAAGGUGCCACAUAAAUAUAUGUUAUUAUUAUUCUUUUAACCCCUUAACGACGAGUGAAUUGCUGUAUUAGAAUUGCUGUAUUAGAGGCAGACCGGGAGCACCCGAUAGUGCUGCCCAGCACAUGUGCUCGCUCUGACAGCAUGUCAGAGCGAGCACAUGUGCUUAGUAUACUUACCUUCCGCCUCCCUGCACUUCCUGGUUCUGUGUGAAGUGCAGGGAAACGGAUCAGUGAUGAUCCUGCCCCCUGUUAAAAAAAUAAAUAAAGUUAAUUUAAAAUCCCACCCCCCUUUACCCAUUUUAAUAAAAAAUUAACCCUUUCCCUGCCAAUUGAUUUUAUUUUAUUAAAUCAAAUUUAUUUUAUUAAUUCAUUUCAGUAUUUUAAAAUUGUAAAUUUAGCUAGCUUGGGUGGGUGGAAGUUAGUGGGGAAUUGGGGGAUUUGGUGUUAGGCUAAUUAGGGGUUAACAUUAAAAAAAGUUUUAAAAAAAAGCUUUAAAAAGUUCAAAAUUAAGUUAAAAAAAGUUUUAAUAAUGUUUAAGUAAGAAAUAAAAAAAAACAAAAAAACACCCCCCUUUAGCCAGUCCAAAUAAGAAUUAACCCCUUCCCUGCUAGUCGAUCACUGCCUACAGUGAUCAAAAUACAGAUCACAGUAUUAUACUGUGAUCUCAUUUUUUUUUAACCCCUGACAAUUAACUUUUAUUUUUUUUUUAACCCUCAGGGGUUCAAUUUAUUUAUUUAACUGAUUUAAAUAUUUUAUAAUUAUAUAUUUUGCUAGCUGGGGUGGGUGGGAGUUAUGGGAAAAUGGGGAAUUUACUGUUAGUGCUGCUUACUGCUAGUUAGGGGUUAACGGUAAAAAAAAAAAAAGCUUAGAAACAUUUUAAAUCUGUAAAAAAAAAAGGUUUCAAGAAAGUUUAGUAAAGUUUAAAAAAAAUUAAUAAGAAAAACAAAAGUUUAAAAACUAGUUUAAAAAAGUGAAAAAAGUUUUAAAAAGUAAAAAAAUACAUUUAAAAAUGCUCAUUACCACUACACCUGGAACAAACUAGAGAAAAAAUGAUGCCACGCCAAGGUUCAAAAUAUGCCUUUUGAAUUACCCAGGCUGUAUUCUUUAAUACAUGUGUUUGUGGGGAAGUUUCAAUAACCAACCAUCUAAACUACUCCAAAUUGGAACAUGGACACAGCGUAAAACUUCAAAGUUAGAAAAAAACUGAAUGGCUGCGUCUCAAAUGUGCACCUUCAACAUCUACAUAUACCUGGCAACGGUACAUACGGGGGUAUUGCUGUACUCAGACCACAUAGCUGAGCAACAUAUGUAGUAUUAUACAGUCGUAGCACACAUACGGUUUGCAAAAUAUACUGUGCAAACUCACUUUGUGUGUCAAAAAGGCAGAAAAAAACGCUUAUUACCACUACACUUGGUACAAGCUAGCGGAAAAAUUAUCCCACGCUAAGGUUCAAAAUAUGCCUUUUGAAAUACCCUGGGAUGUCUUCUUUCAGAAAUGGUAUGGCUUUAUGUGGUAUUUGGGUUAUAUAGCCUAGUAAAAUAUUCUAAAAUGGGACAUGGGCACAGCGUAAAAAUUUUAAGUUUGAAAAAAACUGGAAUGGCUGUGUCCCAAAUGUGCCCCUCCGAUGUCCACAUAUACCUGGCAAAGGUACAUACGGGGGUAUUGCUGUACUCAGACCACAUAGCUGAGCCCCAACACGCCAUGGCAAACUUACCAAGCAGCACUCCUCAAAAUGGCCUCCGCACGCAAGCCAUGUGCGCGACCUGCCAGCAUAAUGGAGCCGUGACCAUCCAGCGCCACCCGAUCUACUCCAGGGCCGUUCCGGCUGACUACAUAGAGAUCAGCUGUGGUGACUACGAAGAGAGCGGGAACAAAGCGGGGAAGCAAGUAACUGCUACCACCUGCACAAAACAGCCCAUGAAGAGGGAGGCAGUCAGACCCAGAUGCCGCAGCUGAGCUACACAACCUGCACUCUGCCUCCUUCACCGUAUCACCACCUGUCCGGUCCAAGAGGAACAGACAGCAAAGUACAACCUACCAUCCUCACGGACUGGGCCUAGACAAGAUUUUCAGCAGUAUCUCUUAAAUGAACACUCACUCUUAUACCUGCUUUAUGUUGCAUAUCCAUGAGUAUCACGCUAGGCCCCGGACAUCCAACCCUCCCUCUGUAAAUUGGCUAACCCCUAUGGUAUGCUAGGCUGCAGGUGGGUCGAAAUUACACACAAGCUGAGGGUAAACUAAGCAUUAAUAAAUAAGCCUGCUGACUUGGCAUUAUGGCAUUUUGAAUGCAUGUGUAUAUAUAUAUAUAUAUAUAGUGAGAUCCGUGUCCCAAAAGCGUAGUAUGGACCUGUAUUAAACGUGAGAAACUAACCUAACUCAAGCUCUGACCAAACAUGAAUAUAGUAUCAGUGUAUUUGUACAGCUGAAACUACAAUGCUACAACUGCUUAUACUCUUAGACCAUAAUUUUAAUUCAAUGCGGUAUUCGUAUGCUUAAACCUGUUUAUAAAACAAAAUUGUGCAUGUUCAUCUUGUGCCCCGCUUGUCUCGCAUGGGAAAAGCUAGAGGACUGCCUUUGGGGUACCUCUCGCCUGUUUGUGUUAUAUCUAUGCACUACAAAAAUAAAUAAAUAAAUAAAUAAAUAAAGAGAGUUACAAACAUCAUGAACUCAUCAGAAGAUCCCAGCCAAAUAACAAAGACAUCAUCAAUGUAUCUUUUUCAAAAAUAAAUUUUAUCAUGAUAGAUCGAUAAAGUCUGGUCCGUGUCAAUGUGUGUCUCCCAGUUGCCCAAGUAUGCAUAGGAGGGUGCGCAUGAAGUCCCCAUGGCAUUACCCCUAACUUGUUGGUAUACUUUACCAUUAAAUAAAAAGACAUUCUUGGUCAAGAUAAAUUUAAGGAUAUCAGAAAUAAAGUCUAUGUAUGCUGGUGGGGCAUUAAGUGUUUUCUGAAGAGUGGAUCUAACGCUUUUAAUCCUCAAUUUAUAAGGGGAUGGAGCUAUAUAAUGCCUCUACGUCCAGGCUACAUAAGAUGGCUUCUUCUGGUACCCUUAGGUUCUUUAACCAGUGUAACAUUUGUUUUGUAUCUCUGAUGUAUGAUGGUAAAUUGCUUGCAUUCUGGGUUAGAUUAUCCCUUCCUGAUACAAUAGGCCUGCCAGGUGGAUUCGUCAAGGACUUAUGCACCUUAGGCAGUUGUUUGAGUUGUUAUCCGUUCUCUGUACUCUCUUGCUCACUGUUUUCGUUUAAAAAAAAAACUAGAAAGAAAAUUGGUGCUCGAAUGAGCAGUGAGGUAGUUGAGGAAGGUAAGAGGUCUCUGCCCUGGACUUUUUAUUUUUGGUCUGGGUCAAGGUUUUCCAGGAACAAAGACACAAGGUCUUCCUAUUGUCUACUACUAUUACAUCCACACCAACAUGCAUGUGUGUAGUGUAAUACAGAACACAUCACAAGUUUCCAUUUCCUCCAUUACAGUUUGGUUUUAUCUCCUACAAACGUUUUUCUCCAUUGGUUUAUAGCUCACAGUUCACUCUGAGCCUCUUUUUGUGUCCACUCCUGUGGCACCUGCAUUUUUUCCGGUCACCCAGCCUGUUGAGGUACAUCAUGGACCCCUUCUUUCUCUAUCUGAAUCCAAAAUUCAGAAGUGUCAACCUUUCUUAUAAAUUACCAGAGCAUUUGUCUGAUGGAGAUCUUUUCCAGCAUGAAAAGAUCCCAGUUCUUUUAUUUAUGAAAUCAAACAGUUUUUCCUGUAGAACAUCCUGUAGGAUCUGUUGGUUCUCUAAACAAGACACUGACUUAUUUAAAAUUAACAGUUUUGUAAUGUUCUGCCUUCUAUUCUCUCUGCAGUGAGACCAGGGCGCUGUCCUCCUAUCAAAGCUAAGUGUUUGUUGCCACUGCCAAAGCCCAAAUGCCAGACGGACAGUGACUGUCCCGGCAAACAGAAAUGCUGUAAUAUUUGUGGGAAUAGCUGCUGGGAUCCUGCGGAAGGUAAUGUGAUAAUGAAGUCCGUCUGAUAUAAGUGUAUAGCAGAGUCACAGAGCUCCCCAUGUUACAGUUUCUGUUAAAUAGAUAAUUAGUUAUAUGAAAACAAAGUCAGUGUUCCUCGCCCAAAAAAUAGUGAUAAAAAUAUUACAUUAUAUUUUUCUGAUUUGUUUGAGAGGUAGAAGGAAUAUUCCAGCAUUACUUUAGGAGUCCCUGAGAUUUUCACUGGAUCAGCAAAACGUACAUUGAAUUUAAUAAAUAAUGUUCUGCGUUGUAUCUACUAGAAUGGUGUUCUACCUUCCUUUGUAUGGUAACCAUUAAUGAUGGAGGAGAAAUGUCCUUCCGUCAAAGGAGAACGUGCCUGAAUCUGCUUCAAAGAAGCAUAUUUCACUUGCUGUGAGAAUUCCUAAAGAGACCUUUUUAAUGUUAAUUUUUAUGAUGUUUAAAUUUUUGACAACUUUCUAUAAAUUUGUUACUGGCCACGUGGUUUUAUUCUCUUGCUAUUGAUGUCUCUAAUGGCUGGAUUAAUUCUUGGUGUAUAUUUCUUUGUUAUAUUAGAGCCACAUGGCGUUUGUCCUGUGAGUGAGAUAAAAAAGGGAAAAAGUCUGGUUUGUCCAUCGGUCCUGUGUAGUCGUGAUUCGGACUGUGCCGCGGAUGAGAAGUGCUGUGUCUCUGGGGACGGACAGAAAUGUGUGAAGCCUUCUUCAGGUACAGAGACCCCAUUAUUUAUAUUGAACGCAGUGUGUGGGUGUCAGCCAUUACUGUUAGCAUUUACUGUGCAAUCAAUAAAUUAUUAAACAAACACAUGGUGAUAUGUGAACUGUAAUAAUCUCACUUAAUUCCAAUGGGUAGCAGAUUAGUCUGUGAUAACUUUGUUUCCUAGUUUUCAAUCAUAAGUCCAUUAUUACGUGUGGAUUGACCCAAUAUGUUUCUGGCAACCAUACAGCCUCUUUUUACACUUUACUCAUCAACGUUAAUAUAUUUUACUGACUUUGUUUUCUCCAUUCUUCAGAUUUAGAUUUACUCAAUGUGUGCCCUCCGUUUGAUCCCUCUAUCUGUCCACUGGCCAAACCGGGGCCUGAUGACUGUAAAUUCGACAGUCCGUGUCCAAGUGGCAAAAAAUGCUGUUGCUCCAACUGUGGCUGGAAAUGUGUCCCCCCCGUGCAAGGUUAGCGAGAAUAUUCCUUACUGGUUCAUCUGCACCAACAUAAACUUAUUGCAUAUAGUAUAUUGAGCACAUCAUGGCUUAUCAUUUUCUCCAUUCUCUUUGGUUUUAUCUCCUCCAAACACUUUACCUCCUUGUAUUCUGCUCCACAGAUCUCUCUCUGGACAAAUGCCAUCUCCCUGACCCUUGUUAUAUAGUCUCCUUCCACACCUGCUCUGUCCAGUCACACAUCCAGUCCAGGCAUCUCGUUGGCCAGUUCUGGGAUCCUUGGAUUUCUCUAUACAUUAUCUACAACUUUCAUUUUAUCUAUGGACUUUUCAUAUCUUUUUCUGAGUGUCUACAAUUUUUAACUCCUUAUAUGUGGCGGCUUUCGCCUACGGAACGUCUCUGGAAUCCAUCCAUUCUGCUCAAUGUGACUGAAUUUCUAAUUCACUGACUUGUAACAUAUUACCUGCAAUUUGUUGUGUCCUUUUUGCAGUAAGACCUGGGCGUUGUCCCCCUAUUGUAGUCAGAUGUAAGUUCCCACCACCGGAGCCCACGUGCCAAGCUGAUCGUGACUGUCCCGGCAAACAGAAAUGCUGUAAUAUUUGUGGGAAUAGCUGCUGGGAUCCUGCGGAAGGUAAUGUGAUAAUGAAGUCCGUCUGAUAUAAGUGUAAUGCAGAGUCACAGAGCUCCCCAUGUUACAGUUUCUGUUAAAUAGAUAAUUAGUUAUAUGAAAACAAAGUCAGUGUUCCUCACCCAAAAAAUAGUGAUAAAAAUAUUACAUUAUAUUUUUAUGAUUUGUUUGAGAGGUAGAAGGAAUAUUCCAGCAUUACUUUAGGAGUCCCUGAGAUUUUCACUGGAUCAGCAAAACGUACAUUGAAUUUAAUAUGUUCUGCGUUGUAUCUACUAGAAUGGUGUUCUACCUUCCUUUGUAUGGUAACCAUUAAUGAUGGAGGGGAAAUGUCCUUCCGUCAAAGGAGAACGUGUCUGAAUCUGCCUCAAAGAAGCAUAUUUCACUUGCUGUGAGAAUUUCUAAAGAGACCUUUUUUUAAUGUUCAUUUUUAUGAUGUUUAAAUUUUUGACAACUUUCCAUAUAUUUGUUACUGGCCACGUGGUUUUGUUCUCUUGCUAUUGAUGUCUCUAAUGGCUGGAUUAAUUCUCGGUGUAUAUUUCUUUGUUAUAUUAGAGCCACAUGGCGUUUGUCCUGUGAGUGAGAUAAAAAAGGGAACAAGUCUGGUUUGUCCAUCGGUCCUGUGUAGUCGUGAUUCGGACUGUGCCGCGGAUGAUUGGGAGACUGAAUGUAAAUGGAUAUUACAGAUUGGGAGACUGAAUGUAAAGGGAUAUUACAGAUUGGGGGACUGAAUGUAAAGGGAUAUUACAGAUUGGGAGACUGAAUGUAAAUGGAUAUUACAGAUUGGGAGACAGAAUGUAAAGGGAUAUUACAGAUUGGGGGACUGAAUGUAAAGGGAUAUUACAGAUUGGGAGACUGAAUGUAAAGGGGAUAUUACAGAUUGGGAGACUGAAUGUAAAGGGAUAUUACAGAUUGGGAGACUGAAUGUAAAGGCGAUAUUACAGAUUGGGAGACUGAAUGUAAGGGGAUAUUACAGAUUGGGAGACUGAAUGUAAAGGGGAUAUUACAGAUUGGGAGACUGAAUGUAAAGGGGAUAUUACAGAUUGGGAGACUGAAUGUAAAGGCGAUAUUACAGAUUGGGAGACUGAAUGUAAGGGGGAUAUUACAGAUUGGGACACUGAAUGUAAAGGGAUAUUACAGAUUGGGAGACUGAAUGUAAAGGCGAUAUUACAGAUUGGGAGACUGAAUGUAAAGGGGAUAUUACAGAUUGGGAGACUGAAUGUAGAGGGGAUAUUACAGAUUGGGAGACUGAAUGUAAAGGGAUAUUACAGAUUGGGAGACUGAAUGUAAAGGGAUAUUACAGAUUGGGGGACUGAAUGUAAAGGGGAUAUUACAGAUUGGGAGUCUGAAUGUAAAGGCGAUAUUACAGAUUGGGAGACUGAAUGUAAAGGGGAUAUUACAGAUUGGGAGAGUGAAUGUAAAGGCGAUAUUACAGAUUGGGAGACUGAAUGUAAAGGGGAUAUUACAGAUUGUGAGACUGAAUGUAAAGGCGAUAUUACAGAUUGGGAGACUGAAUGUAAAGGGAUAUUACAGAUUGGGAGACUGAAUGUAAAGGGGAUAUUACAGAUUGGGAGACUGAAUGUAAAGGGAUAUUACAGAUUGGGAGACUGAAUGUAAAGGGAUAUUACAGAUUGGGAGACUGAAUGUAAAGGGAUAUUACAGAUUGGGAGACUGAAUGUAAAGGGAUAUUACAGAUUGGGGGACUGAAUGUAAAGGGAUAUUACAGAUUGGGAGACUGAAUGUAAAGGUGAUAUUACAGAUUGGGAGACUGAAUGUAAAGGGAUAUUACAGAUUGGGAGACUGAAUGUAAAGGGGAUAUUACAGAUUGGGAGACUGAAUGUAAGGGGGAUAUUACAGAUUGGGAGACUGAAUGUAAAGGGGAUAUUACAGAUUGGGAGACUGAAUGUAAAGGGAUAUUACAGAUUGGGAGACUGAAUGUAAAGGGGAUAUUACAGAUUGGGAGAUUAAAUGUAAGGGGAUAGUACAGAUUGGGAGACUGAAUGUAAAGGGUUAUUACAGAUUGGGAGACUGAAUGUAAAGGGGAUAUUACAGAUUGGGAGACUGAAUGUAAAGGGAUAUUACAGAUUGGGAGACUGAAUGUAAAGGGAUAUUACAGAUUGGGAGACUGAAUGUAAAGGGAUAUUACAGAUUGGGAGACUGAAUGUAGAGGGAUAUUACAGAUUGGGAGAUUACAUGGAAACGUGUUCUUUAGAUUGCAAGCCUUGCAGUUUUCUGGCACUGGUAGUGGAGAUGGAGAGCCGCGUGGUAUGGAAUCAAAAAAUGGUCUGACUCCUUACUGUGGGGGAAUGCCAGGGCACUUUAGGCUCCAUAGCAAUUACAGUGGCCUAUAGUGGCUAUGGUGCUUGUAGUUUACCUUAAAAUUAUUAUAUUUCGUGAUUCUCUGAAAACUUUUUGUUCUUUGGUUGUAACUUGUAUUGUCAUUGAAUUUACCUUGAUUAUCACAGAGCCACAUGGCGUUUGUCCUGUGGGUGAGACCGAGAAGAGGAAAAGUCUGGUUUGUCCGUCCGUACUGUGUAGUCGUGAUUCGGACUGUGCCGCGGAUGAGAAGUGCUGUGUCUCUGGGGACGGACAGAAAUGUGUGAAGCCUUCUCCAGGUACAGAGACCACUUUAUUUUUAUAAUCUGUAGUAGAUAUUUUCCAAAGAGGAGUGACCAUUAGCGGCUGAGUGUCGAGUGACUCUUAAUGUCUGAGUGAGUAUUAGUGACUGAGUGACUGUUUGCCGCUGAGUGACUAUUAGUUACUAUGUGUCUAUUAGUGUCUGACAUAGGCGUGCACAGGCUAUUGCAUUAGGGUGUGGAGGUGAGGGUACAUUACUUAAUAUCCCCCCUCCCUUCUUACCUUAUGUAGGGAGGGGGAUCCUUGUUCCUGCUGCUUUCCCUGGUGGUCCAGUGGAGAAUGAACUCUAGCCCCUUUGGGGAUAGAGUUCACUCUCGCGAGAUCUAUGCGUUGCCGCGGCAACGCUCAGAUCUUGCGAGAGGAACCCGGCAGAGCUGCUGGUUGAGCUCCCUGGGUCCUCUCCUGCCUCCCUCCAUGCUGCAGUGGGGAGGGAGGCUGAGAGCAGAGCCGGCGGAGAUCCUGAGAUAUUCCCUGCCGGUCUCACUCCAUAGGCGUGCCGCGGGGAUUAGGGUGUGCCCAGGCACACCCGGCACACCCCGUGUGCACACUUAUGGUGUCUGAGUGACGAGUGAUUAUUAGUGACUGUCUCCUAAAAGGAAGCACUCUACUCUCUCCUCCAGCUCUGCUUCACUCCCACCUUAUUUGAUUGCUAUUUCCUGUCCUAAUGUGUUUUAUACCCCAUCUGCUAUAGACUGUAAGCUCGUUUGAGCAGGGUCCUCGUCCACCUAUUGUUCCUGUAAGUUUUCUUGUAAUUGUCCUAUUUAUAGUUACUUCCCCCCUCAUAAUAUUGUAAAGCGCUACGGAAUCUGGUGGCGUUAUAUAAAUGGCGAUAAUAAUAAUAAUAAUGACAUUGUCUGAGUGACGAGCGACUAUUUGUGUCUGACGAGUGACUGUUAGUGUCUGAGCGACUGUACGUGACGAACGACUAUUAGUGACAAGUGACUGUUAGUGUCUGAGCGACUGUUAGUGACGAGUGACUGUUAGCGGCUGAGAGACUAGUUAUAAAAGUGAGAAUUUUUGAAAUUGGAAUUUAUAAAAACUGUCAAAAAUAUGACAAAAUUGCAGGCAUAUAAGGCAAAGAAGCUGAAGUGCUUGGGUGUCUGGAGUGUUCUAAAAGUGACCAUUUCAAGCUUGUCACUUGUUAAUUCCUGCUGCUUUCACUUAUCGAACCCCAAGUGCCACACUGACUCUAACUGUUGCAAAAAUCUGAAAUGCUGUAAUAUUUGUUGGCAAAGCUGUUGGGAUCCUGCGAAAGGUAAUGUGACCAUGACAAUCCUCAGACCGGAUUUUAAAAGUCUAAUGCCGGGGGGCGGAGCCUGACCUUCAAGCAGAGUGGAUGUGGGGUGCUCGAGUUUUGCACCAUCGACAAAUAUUGGGAUAUUAACCCUGGAAAACUUCCUCCAGCGCCAACCGCAAUAAGCCUCCCAGGUCGGGGGAUCCCAGGCAAGAAAUCCGACACCCUCUAUGCUACCUCUAUGCUACCGGGUGCCUGGGCAAGCCUGCUGCGGCCUGCCGAGAGUGGAGCCGGGGAGAGACGGCCGCUCUCCUCACUCUUGCAGUACUCCUAUCUUUUUCCUGCUAUGUACCUCUUGAUAAUAUUAUAAAACCGUGUGCAUUGUUAUUUCAGGGCAUGCCACUGCAUAACCAUGUUACAUUAGACAAUGGUAGCAUGUGCAGAAUCUGUAAAAGUCAUGUAAUUCCUCAUCUAUCUUCUUCGUUGCACUUGUGAAAGCGGUCGUGGCCUCACAAGUUAACAUGUAUUUUUCAGGCACAGCAAAAAUUUAAAAAGUCUAAUGCCAACUGCCCUCUGUGACAUACUUGAAAACGAGAGAAAUCUCAAUGUAUCCUUUCUGGUGAAAUAUUUUGUAAAUAAAUGUGUUUCUGUUCUCUCCGCUCUGUCUGCAGGGGGAGCUGAUUUGGUCUGAGAGCUGGGAAUGAAAUGCGUUGGAUCUGCACACGAAGGAAGAAGUAGAGAUUUAUCUGUCUGUGACUAAAUAUUGGCCAUGGUUUUCUCUUGUUUUUGUAAGUUGGAUUGUGGCAUAUCUUUUACCAUGAUUAAAGAACAGGGAAAACAAAUGAUAUAAUGUGUCUGUUCUCUGUACAUUACAAGGGUAGCCAUUCUUUUAGAAUAUUGCCAUUUAACCAUUGUCAUUAGUGAGAAGCUUUUAGUAGACGGAGAAUGUGCUUCUAAGAACCAAUUAAAGAUGGAAACUGUUAAUAGGUUGUCCGGAGUACUUCUUCCGUGCCAAUUUUUGGAAAAUGUCUUUAGAAAUGCUGCACUUUUUUAUUUAAUUUAGUGCAGACUAUAUAAGUAGGUUAUAAUUUAGGGCUUGCUGAGACAUUGCUAUUGAGUGGAUAUGUUGUGACAGCUGUAAGUGUCACCGUGUACCUAGAUAGUAAAUAAAUACGAUCAAUGCACAAA
Molecule: messenger RNA, 83100 nt
Organism: Pelobates cultripes (western spadefoot toad)
Lineage: Eukaryota; Metazoa; Chordata; Amphibia; Anura; Pelobatidae
Source: the annotation of a GenBank genome assembly